This is a messenger RNA of Xyrichtys novacula (pearly razorfish), 53129 nucleotides long. NCBI's taxonomy places the organism in Eukaryota, Metazoa, Chordata, Actinopteri, Labriformes, Labridae. The record is from the annotation of a GenBank genome assembly.
CAUUGAAUCUGGGAACUCCAAAUGAGCAGUCUGGCUGGUACGCGGAGUGACCCUCAAACACCAGCGACAUGAGUUUUCAAGUAUCAUAGACUUUUGUGUUUUUAAAACAUACCUGAGAAUACCCGAUUUUUAAUUUUCUACCACCCCAUCGGAACCAACAUGCGGCUCUGUCUCUGGUUCGUUUGGACCACCUGGAUCGUGGCUCUCCACACCGCAGCUCAGCAUCCCCCUGACCGGCAGGAUGGAGUCCUGCAGCCCGGGCUCCGGGAUCAGAGGAGGAGGCAGACUCAGCUGGAGGCCAGGAAGCUGGCGGCAGUGAAGGGAGCCGGGGUGAAGCAGAAGGUCAGCGGGAAGAAGACCCCUCUAAACGGGUAACAGCAGGAGCAAAAACCAGGGCUUCAUACACAUUCAAACCGGGGAUCAUUUUCUGUUACUUGACAUCUUUAUACCGUCUAUGUUCGUUUGGGAAACUGCUUUUUAAUGUUUAAAAAAAUAAAACUUAGCCAUUUACGGGUUUUACUGGGCCCCGUCUUAAUGGCAGGGUUUUCACUAUUUCAGUUACAUACAACAUGUAAAUUCAUCAACAUGACUUAAUAUGUGCUUUAAAAACUAAAGAAAACUGUGUUUUUUUCCAAAAGUAACUUUGUGAUCAAUUAUUCAAGGGUUCGGACAGAAUACCCAUAACGCAGCGUUUUACUGAUACUGAUAUUUAUAAACACAAUAUUUGACUCACCCCAACUACAUAACAUGUGGCGUAAAUCCUGAACUUUGACCUUAAGGGUCAUUUAAAUGUCUUAGAUUAAUAAGAUACUAUGAUCAUCACCAUAAUGAUUGAUGCACAAGUGGUCUUAUCAUGACUAACUGUAUGAUAAUGUAAGUAACCCUGUAACCCCCGCCCCUAAAUUCACUUUCAGGGUCAUUUUGUAUACCUUCCAUAAAGCUCCUGUGAGAAACUUCCUAUUUGUGUCACUUGGAUGAUGAAUAAGCUUGGCUUAUCUUGUUCUCUACAUGCUUAUUUAGUAUCUUCUGACAAAAACUCUCAUUGCAGAUAUUUAUAUGGAAAUUGACAAACAGGGCUGUUUCUUGCCAUUUACUGACACCUACCCUCUUGCACCAGUUACAGGCUUUAUAAGUUGAGACAUUAAAAAUAUCUUGAUGCUGAUGAUUCUGUCUGUAAUGUCACAUAUGUUUUCAAAAAAGUGAACAUAUCUGGUAUCAUCAGUACAUAAAUCGUAUUAAAGUUCCACUCCGAUCAUUUUUGUUUUACUAUCUAAAGUGAUCUCAGUGGUCUUUAAAUUGUGAUUAUGAAGUUUUUUUUGCCAAAAUCGUGUUACCUGUGUCAUUUUCAAGAGCUUUUCUUCUGCAGAGCUCAAGUAGCUCAUUGGCAAUUCGCCUCUGAGUCGUGGGCGGAGACAGCGCUGCUCUGCACACUCCUCUUCAUGCUAGCUUGCAGCUUCAAGGGAUAUUCCAGCAUAAAAUUAAGUUAGGGUCAAACACACCGUAACAACGAGUUUAAGGACCCCCUUAUGAGAUGAAUGUUGCAGACCACUAGCUUCUCUAGUCAUACCAACUUUAGUAACGACUAUAUGUAGCAAUACAGAGAGCCACACGCUCAACCAUAAGAGUCACUCUAUAGCUACAAAUAAUGCUCAGAGCAGCACCUAACUUCAUUAACAGUACAUAUAGGGUCCCAGCCAUAGCACUAGCCACCAAACAUCUUUUUAGCUUUGCCUGGUUUCUUUAGCAAAGAGACAAAACACAACUCACCUGCUCUCUUCCAUCAGCCGCUUGUUUGUAUGGAGACCUCUGGGUGAGUCCAUCGACUGCAGCAGGGUGACGCAGCUCGAGGAAGAACAUUUAUGAUCAUUUCUUCAUUGAAAUACAAUCAGACCGAGACACUAAGGCAGAAGAACUACAGCAUCUGCAGUGCAAAAUAAUUUAUAUAGUGAUUAUUACUUCACGGAAAUAAUAAAGAAAUAAUCAUAAAUAAUCUUCCUUGAGCUGCGUCUCCUGUGAUCCUAACUUAAUUUUACGCCAAGAAGUCCCUUUAACAAUGCUGGUGAAGUAGAAGUGGCAGGUAACACAAGAGCCACUCAGCUCUUGGACACUAAUGUCUUUGGGGGCAUGAUGAAAGCUGAUAUUGUAAUUUGCUUUCUUACAAGCAUUGCUGUUUGCUACCGCUCAAGCUUGUUUUGCCAUUGUUCUUCUCUACUUCCUGGGUUCUGGCCUGCAGAUAGGGGCGCCGGGGGCGGAGCUUGGAUUUGUGACGUAGAAAAAUCCCACUGUGCCUGCUAUUUGGGUCUGCCAGAGGUUUACAGUGGUUUGACUGCAGAAAUACUCAGAAAUGCAGUUUUGCACUAAGUUUUCUCAUGAUAUGUCCUCUAGCAUCAGAAAACUGCCAUAUGAACAUGUAGACAAUAAGAAAAACAUGGUUUUCAUUGGAGUGGGUCUUUAAAUAAUUCUUAAUGGAACUGUAGUGUUUGUUAUCAUAUUGUACUGUAUCCUAUGAUACAAAAGUAGGUAAUAUAGCUGGUAUCUUAAUGAUUGAUAUCGAACAAUAUUAUAUCGCAUUGAUUUUUUUAAAAAUCGUACCAUAUCAUUUUGGUAUUGGUAAUUUAUCGGUAUUGCAGUGGUAUCUUCGGUCUUGCAUUGAUAUUGUACAGGCAAUGCAGUGGUAUCGUGUUGGUAUUGCAUUGAUAUUGGUAUCAUUGAGUUCGUAUUGGUAUUGCAUCAAUAUCAUAUUUUACUGUUCACUGAGUUACUCUGUCAUCUCCACCCUCAAAAUGUCACUUUUAUGGGCUUUUUCUCCAUCUUAAUUAACCCCUAGAAAAUUUUUAUCAGGUAUCAUAUCAUUAGUAGGUAUUGGAUUAAACUGUAUAGUGUUCAUAGUCACCCUAAAAGACCCCCCUCCCCUAACUUUGACAAAAAACAAACUAUGGUCAUUCACUCAGUUUUACAUGCACAUUUAUGUACAGGAGAAAUCUUGUUGCUAUGUUGGGCAUGUACACACCUGAGCAGCAGACGUCAUUUACACAUAAGAUGAUACAGGUGCCCAGAAGAGGGAAUGGUCCCAGAGGUGUUAGUAGUAAUAGAUGAUAUCCAGCUGAGAUCUACCUGUAGAGUGUAAGUGAUCCAACCAGUGUGUGUGCGUGUGUGUGUUCGUGUGUGUGUGUUCAUGUGUGUUCGACCAUAAAACAUCUGACCAAUCAGCAUCUGUCAGGUGUGUCAGACUGCAGACACCUCAGGAAUGUGUGAAAUUCUGUACUUGUGUGUGUGUGUGUGUGUGUCCAGCCUCAAGUGCAAGUCUGACUGACAGUCAAGUGAUGGAUUCAAAAACACACACACACACACACACACACACACACACACACACACACACACACACACACACACACACACACACACACACACUAAUCCUAAACCCAGUGAACUGACUGGGCUUAUAAAAAAAGUGCGUUUGUGUGUGUGUAAGAUGUUUGUAUGAAUGUGUGAAGGUUAGAAAAAUUCCCACUAGACUUUAAAGUGCUGCUAGACUUUCAACACACACGCACGCGCACACACACACAUGCAUGCACACACACAUACACACAUGCACACACAUAAAUCCAGUCUUGUGCUGUUUAGGUACCAGUGUGAGGACUGGCUCUGCCUGGGGGUCUCACACAUGUUGAAGUUUAAAGGUUCAUGUUAAACCCUCACAGGUGAGUUGAAUGUCUGUCACACCUUCAUCUUUAUGAUCUGAGCUCAAACAGACUCAGACUCAAACGUCUCUGUGAGUGUCUCGUUCAGGUCUCGUUCAGGUCUCAUUCAGGUUCUGGUCUUUAGAAAUAAUUAAAACUUAAAUAUGAACUUCCUUUGUAAUUAGUGCGUGCAUGUGUGUGUGUGCUUAUGUGUGACAGAUGCAGAUGUUAAAUUUUGGGUGCUUUGGGGUCAAACUGCACAAACCCUGUCCCUGAAGGUACCACAUGUUCGUGCAUGUGCUCAUGCAUGCUCCUGAGGCAUUUUGAACAGGUAGGGGACAAUUAUCCGGGUGUUAAAAACACCUUAUAUGUCAGAAGGUGUGAGCUCUACAGUAGAGGUCGUCUGUUUUUAAGGGCUGAUACAGAUAAUGAUUAAGACUGAAAAUUACUGAGAACAAUAAUCAAUAUUUGUAACUGAUAUGUUCUGACAGUGAAUAUGAGAAACUGUCUCAAAAUGUAGGGUUUUGAGCUUGUUGUUUCUGUUUUAUCCAGGACUGCAGAUGAAGCAGACUCUGACGCAUUGAUCAGUCUUCUGCAGUUAUAUCAGUGCUACUUGUAUUUACAAUCACUUGAAGAAGCAGAGAGGAGAACGUUUUUAUGUGCUCAAAGAAUAUACAGAUCACAAUACAAUUGCUCUUACUUUAUCCAGCUCUUUCCUGAAUUUUUCCUUCUGUGUUCUUACAUGGGCUCACUGCUGGUUUCAACAGGUUUUCCUGGAGGUCUAGCAGAGAUUAAGACCAGGUGGAGUCAGAGUGAAAACCUUCCUCCUUUGUUUUUUUGCUCAUGAAGUUCAGCUUGACAAAUUCAGAUGUUCAUUAGGACCCCAGUGCAUAAAAAACAAGGUUAACAGGGUGUGUGCAGCCUGAAAAAUACUGACUUUUGCCUUAACACAAAAUUACUCUGUUUGCAUUUGCAUUUCAUUGAGCAUACUUAUGUGAAGUUUUUAACUGGUCAGUAAUGACUUACCCUCCCAGAUAACAGUUUCCUCAAAUUCACCAUGUCUCCUUGAGCAUCUAGUUUGAGGCAAAACCCCAGAAAGGUUCAGUUUAGCUAGAAUAUCUUGACCUACAUCCCUAACCCCUUUUAAUCCUGAUUUGAUGACUGAAACACAAAGACAGAAAUCUGUUUGAGUUUAACUGUCUUUUACCAUAGAGAGAGCUGUUUCAUCUCAGUUUUAUGUUCAUCCUCUGUGGUUCAAAAUGGACUGGGAUCAAAUUUCUUCUCUGUUUGAGGGUUUGAAUCGAAGCAGAAAAAACACAGGACAUGAAAAGUGAAUGUAACAGAGGCACAGUGUUCCUGCUGAGGAAGAAAGGAGGAAACGUCAUUUGAAGUUGAUGGUGUUGUUGAGAGUGGAGGCGAAUACAGACCACACACUGUCUUCAUGUAGCUCUAUGCUGAUGCUUAUUUUGUCCCCUCAGAGUCAUUUUUCUCCAGGAAAGCAGGAGAUUCUGUGAAUUUGUGAAAACUGUCCUUCAGCAUUUUCACUCAGUGACUUUUAUUUCAGAUGCUUUGGAUAAACUUUGUGUUUCUGAAAAUAAUGUUUGAAUUAUUUGGCAUAUGUUGGCAAACACAGUUGCUGGAGAGAAAAAUCUGUAUUUUCAAAGUUUUUAAAAAUGAGAACGAAGUACCUCUUUCAUAAGCCUGAGUUAAAUACUUGAUUCUGAUUAAUCAAAACCCAAGACGAUAGUGAUUUUCCCUGCAGCAGCAUUCAGGGACAACUUAACACACAUUAUAUCAAAUUUGUCUGUAUUUAGGAGUUCAACUUUACCUGUUGACACUGUGGCAAAUCACUGGUUUUCGUUCUGAACUCUGCUCACCCUAUCAGGUUUCUAAUUCAUACAAUCACCUGUUCACUAUACAGUAACUAUUGUUCAUAGUGUAAAGUAUGACAGCUGAAGUUCAUACUGAUGCCUUUAUGGACAAAAGCAAACAAGACUUUCAUUGACAUGAUUUUUUUUCAUAAUUUUUAAACUUGAUACUGAUGGUUGGUAAAUGCACAUUAUUUCAUUACAAUGAAUCAUAAAACUGAUCAUCAAAAGUUAGCAACAUGGGUGUGUAGAGGACAAAAUGAGCAAAGACUGCUUUGUCCACAGGGGGUGCCAAAUUAGACAAAAACUAAGAGUUCCUGACAGGAGCUUUGAAGUAUAAAAAAGUAAAAGUAUUCAAAGCGCAGUCAGUGAGUUCAUAUGUUGGUUUUAUGUGUAGUUUUUAGGAGCUGUAUGAAUUUUGAAGUGGUGUAGUUUAUUUGAAGGUGUGUGGUGCUUCAGUGAAUGUAGUUUAUCAUUUUUCUUCUUUUUCUGUUUUUAAUGAGUCCCAUGUGGUAAUCAUUUUUAAAAAGUGCUAACAAGAUAUUACUUUGUAUUACAUUUGCCCAUAUUUGUCUUUUUUGGCCAAGAUUUUACAUUAAAAGAUAUCCACACAGUAAGUCAUAUUUGGCAGUAUAGCUCUGUCCUGAGAGCUCCAUAUCUUUCCACAUGUUUAUGAGGAAAUCCAAAGCCUGAGGCGGGGAGAGCUCACCUCCCCUCUGCUACACCUGUAUACAUUAAAAGCAGGGUUGGCAGAACAACAGCUUUUGCCUGUAGCACCAAAUAUGCUGUUUUACUGUGAAUUAGAUCAGAUUUCCUGCUGCAGUUACAUUAUUUAUAGAGGUAAGGAAAAAUUUGACAAAACAAACUUAAAUGAUCAGAUUUGUUAAUUUGAAAACCUAAAAUGAGCUGAUUUAUAUCAGAAUACAUUUAUGUCAGAUGAGGAGGACAAUAUAAGUUAUAACAGCAGGUACCUAAAUGAGCCUUUAAAUUCUGCAGACAAACUCUUACAUGAAGGGGGACAGUCGUGCUCUUGAUAUGACACAGUGAGUCAGACUCAGACCAGACUGUCUGUGUGUAUACAGGUCCAGUGCUGUGUGUGGCGAAGCUCUGUUUAGACACAGUGCUGCAGACACACACAGGUCUUGGUGUGUUAGUGUGUGUGUCAGUGGGUGAAGUGGGGCCUCCUCUGCUGCUACAAUACGACCAGCACACUGUGAGUAAUGCUUAAAUCCUCUGCAGAGAGACUCUGUCCACAUUUAAAAAACAGACUCCUCUCUCAAAUCUGAUACAGAGACAGUUUGCUGAGCUCGGCUGGACUGUGAGCUCCAGCUUUUCCUCUGAUCUCUGUUUCAUAACUGUAAAUGUUUAUUUGACAUGGAUUCACUCACAGUUUUGAAAAGGAGUCACAGUGUAAAUAUACUGUCCUGCAAUAGCAAUCCUAUGACAAACUACUCCUCAAGCACCACAGUCACAGUUCUCAUUUUGCAAAUUAUAUCACUGGACUAAGAUUACUGUUGUAUUAAUAUGCAUUGACUUGGAGACUCUCAAGUCAGUCUUUAAUUAUUCAUUAGUGUUGUGAGAAUAAUGCAGGACUGACUGCUGCACAUAGGGCUGCAUAAUUGGUUGUACUUACUUGCAUCAUAAUCACAACAUCAGGGUUUGCAUUAAUCACAUUGCACAUGUCUGAAUAUAUGACAAUAAUAAGAAAAUGUUUUAUUUUGAUUUUUCUUUGAACCAGAAUCUCGCAUCAGUUAAAUUCAUUAUUAUUCUUGUUUGUCUUAGAGACCCAAGAAUGCUCCAUGAAAUGUAUUGAUAUGUUUUUGCAGCAUAAUCUGUGUUCACUAAUUUUUCAUCUGCAGAGUCAGAACAUCCACAGCAGCUCUUUUAGCUGUUCAGGAAGAUGCUCCAGUUCCUGCCUAAACCAGGGGACCUUAGUUUGGAAAACGGUUGUGACUGGUCUGACCGGAACAAAAUCCCUUGAAAAAGGAGGCACUUUAAAUCAGUUUAUCAAUGAGCUGUUACUUGCCUCCACUUUCCAAAUGAGGUGAAAGUCAAACAGCUCUCUUCCUGUGAAACACAUCUGUGAGGUCUGGGAGGUCUGACCUGGUGUUAGUCUGCUAAUUGACUCCUUUUCCCAGAAGGCCGAUGGGCUUGGAGUCUCGUGCAAACACACAAAACUGGAGCUACAACAUCCAGAGUAAUCCAAACAGCUGCUGUAGAAAUAGAAACAGAUCUUAUUUUUUUAAAGACGGGGGGAAAUGAUGAUAAAACCCAAAUGUCCUCUAAAUCCUCAGCAGAUGGUCGCUGUGUUUGUUUUAACGCUGAGCUGUGAGUUCAGACAACAUCCUCCAACAGGAGAUGCUGAGUGAUCAGCAUCCUCAGAUAGGUUCGGGGAGCCAUCAUGAACUUAGAUAAAUACCGGACUGCACCAGGUACAAUAGAAAAGAGGGAAACAAUCCAACAGAGUAGAUCCAAUGCUUUAUGGAGGGAAGAGUUUUUUUAAGAAACAUUUUAAAAGAGACCAGGUAAUUUUUCUGUACCUUUAAAAGUCUUUUCUGUUAUGAGCUAGUGUCAGACUCUGGUGUUGAUAAAUCAAACACACAUGUGAAAACAGUCACUGUAGUUCCCCAAGUGUUCAGCAGAGGCCGUCCUCAAAGUGAGUGGAUCCUCAUAGAGCUCCAUGUUAACAGCAGCAGAAAUGUAAAACAGUUUUUAAGCUUGUCCCUUUGGUUGAUUUCUCAUGUACACUAAGUACAUCAUCUUUGUCUGACUGUUUGUCUGUGCAGAGUUUCCUUCUAUCAGUACAGUAAUGUUAUCUAUAAUCUAACUUUUGGAACAGCUUUUUCUUUUAAUAAUCUCUGUAUUUUUGAUAAAUAAUAAAAUCUCUGUCUCUCUCUCUCUCUGCAGCCCUCACGUCUGUGGAGGCCGUUGUUGUGUUGGAUGGACUCUGUCCCCCAAAACCAAUCGAUGCACCAAACGUGAGUGAGAUCCUCUGCUUUUCAAAAUUAAUGUUUGCUUUUUAAACCUUUUUUUUAUUGGGAAAUAGUUCAGGCCAAGCUCUUGUGUAGUUUCAACUUGCUUUUUUGACUUAAAACUUGUGUUGAAUGCUGACAAAACUAAGGUCAUGCUGUUCUCAAACACUAAACCUAAACCUUUAAACCUGCCUUCAGUCUUUACUUCUCAGGGUUCUCAGAUUAAGCUUGCUUUGAGCUACAGAUAUCUUGGUAUAUUGAUUGAUCAGUACUUGACUUUUAUUCCUCACAUUCAGGAGCAGGUAAAGCACAAAUGAAUGAAAAUGCUUUGAUUAAAUCUGAGUUCUGGAUGAUUCUGAUAAAUAGCUGCUGCCUAAAUUCUUGUGUGUAGGUUAUGAACAAAUAUAUUGUAGUAUGUUGUAUCAGUAUGAAUGCUUUAAUGUACAUUUGAAACUAUGUUCACUGUUGCUGUCUUGGCCAGGACACUCGUGAAAAAGAGAUUUUUAAUUUCAUAGGUUUUCUCCUGGUCGAAUAAAGGUUAAAUAAAAGUAAAUAAAUAAAUAAAGAAGAGUUAGAAACUGGUGGAGAAUGGAGGCUAAGAUCUGUUAGGCAUCAAAAAACUGCAGCCUCGAUGUACACGGCGUGGAAAGUCAAAAUGGCUUUAUGGUUAAUUGUUAAGCUUUUAAGGUGAAAGUAGGGCAAAGACACCAUGUCAAAGUUGAAACUGGUUUUGUUGUAAAAAAUGCUAAUAUAAAAUAUCAUACCAACAACACAUUUCAGAAAGAUGAUACAGGGACAUGUUUACUAUUGUGUAGCAUUAACUGUCCUCUUUUCCCAACACCCUGUAGAUAUUUCUGAACCCAGCAGACCAGGUUCUGGAGUUUGAAAGUGAAAUGUUGUCCCAGUCAGGCCAGUUUGUUAGCAGGACUCUCUCUCCUAUAGAGCCAUGCUCUUGUUACCCCUGUUGUCAGAAUGUGGUUUGUCGUUGUCUCGCUGAAAUAUGAAGGUCUUCCCCGAAAAAGUCUUUGUCUGGAUGUCAGCAGACGUUGCUCCUAAACCUGUAGAUGUUGUUCAGCAUUAAUUGAGCCUUUGCAGAUGUAGAAGCUACCCACGACAUGGACUCUGAUGAUCCCCAUACCUGUUGCUGAAUGUUGCUGGUAUCAAAUCCGAACUUGAUCCUCAACUAAAACAAGUACAAGGCCUGUGUGUAUUCAAACUGGCAUAAUUGAAAGAAAAUAGUGCAUAAAAAAGUGUAACAAUAAUAAAAUAUAAUUAUAUUUUUCCAAAUCUAUUGAACUGCUAUUAUUAUAAUCAUAAAAUCUGUAAAUAUGUCUCACUGUUAUCUUUUUAUUCUUCAAUCCUUUUGAAAAAUGUUUAUAAAACUGGACUAUGCAGGUACUACUAAAAGACAUUACAGUUAUGUAGGUCUUCAGCACAUCUGUAUUUUUAUCGCUGAUCCUUUUCAGACAUUGUGUUGUAAUAAAACAGCUGCAGCUUCCUGCUGCAGAUAUCAAACAGAAAACUUCUGUGAAUAACACUCAUCUGGACUCCAGAAACAUCAGACCUAUAGCACUGAGAUUCAUCUUUGAGUUCUUUAACUUUUUAAAUCAAAUCUGAGAUGAAGACUGGUGUGAAUAAUCCACGUGUAAGGAGCGAGUGUCAUUUUGUAGUUAGUUUUUAUCACCAAAUGAAAAAUUUUUGAAUAAUAAAGUACUAAUUUGUUUCAGAUAUACUACAAAUUAUGGACAAAGCUUCAAAGAAAGUAUGUCACAGCACCAUUUUGAUGUAGUAGAGAAAUCAACUACAAGUCCCAGAGUGUUUUGCUGUGAAAACGUUCAAAUCAUUCACCUUAAUGUAUAGAUUUUAAACUGAACAAACUUAUUUUAGUGUCUUGAUGCAAUUUUAGUGAGUCCUCCAGCACCUGUGAUGAAAGCUGUAUCCUUAGCAAUGGUGUAUUCUUUCUAGCAACAGCCUUCUGGGAAAAAGCAACAGACCUGAGCCAUCAGGUUUUGUUAUGAAAAAAAAAAGUUGUUGUUUUUUUUUCUUUAAUCUUGUGUUUGAUGCUUCAUACAGAUAAAAUCACUGCAGUAUAGAAACAUAAUGUAAACACCUCCAUUACUGACUUAUACAGGCGCAAACAGUGGGAGUCCUGAAACAUCCAUCAGCACAUGUGACCUGAUGAGCUGCAGACUGAUGCUGCAGCUCUGCUUUAUGACCAAACUCAGAGUUGUGCUGGACUCCAGUCCGUCUGCAGAGCUGGAUUUAUGAGCUGAGCCAGAUUAUUUAUGCUUCCGGGAUUUACACAGAUUCUGGACUUUAUGGUUACCACACUGGAUCUGAAGUGUGAAUGUGGAGGUUAUAUAAUCCACAUGUAGAGCUGACACAGACACAAGUCCUCUUCUGUUUCUGUUCAUUCACUGUACUGUUAUUAAAACCUACUGGACCUUCCUCUGUGUUAUAACCCUAACUACUGGGACCAGUCAAAGGACCUGCUGCUGAAACUACACUGUAAACACGUCUCUGUUGCAAAUUCAGAAGAGACUUGAGACAUGCAUGGGUCUGAAUUGUUGAAUGAAAACUUACACAAAAUAUUUCAAACAACUGCAGCAAGAGAUGAAUUCAGAUCCCCAAAGAUUUAAUGAUGAAGGCUGCCAGCUGUCUUAUCAUUUUACUGUAUGAUUUCAUUGUUGUUAUGGGUGUUAUAUCCUGGAAUAUUCUGUGUAUGAUGGAGGAAAGACAUUCGUUUUCAUUGUUGUUUCAACGUUUAUUCCUCCAUUAAGCUAACUGUGCAUGUAAACGUCCUCUCUGACAGUAUGAGUGGCUAUCACUCGCUUCAUCUCUCCUCCUGUGACCCCACAGUAGAUAUCUAGUAUCCUUUUAGGGUUCUUAGCUGAAAGAAUUUUGGGAAUCCCUGGUUGCCACAGUGGAAACCCUGACCCAACUUGACCUUACUCUAAUUAUGCAUAACUUGAAACCUUAAAAUCUUCAGAGCCAAUGAAUGACAGAAAGAUUCCCCCUGUGCAGUGAGAACAUAUAGAAAAAUGAGCUUUCUUUGCAACAAACUGUAAAUUUGUUCAUUUUAGCUCAUUUGAAUGAGGAACCAGCCUGUAGUGGAGACCUGAGGAACUGCAGUUUUAUCACCUCCACAACAGCUUUAUUUCUUAAGAGAGGGAGUUUGGAGCUUAAUGUGACCGUCUGAAUGUUGAGUCUGCAGAAGGAAAGAGAAAUCCAACAUGGGGGUGUGCACACACACACACACAUGCACACAAAUCCAAAUGGUUUCUUUCAGGCCCGGAUUAAACAGCUCGGCAGUGAAUGUCCUGCAGGGAGCAAAAACUCGUGAAUGGAAACAGAUUUAGCCCCUGUCCCAUUCACACACACACACACACACACACACACACACACACACACACACACACACACACACACACACACACACACACACACACACACACACACACACACACACACACAUGUGAGUCCUAGUGGGCUCAGAGCCCACAUUGUAAAGCUGAACUGUUUGGUCACAUUGUCCUGAUAGAAGGAAACUCUGCACAGACAAACAGUCAGACAAAGAGGAUGUAGAUCAGUUUGUGUCUCCUGCUGAGGUCUUUACUGUCACACAUUAUUUAUCUAAACUCUGUGUCUAUUUACUUUCUGCUGUCACUUUGAACCGACCCUCAAGGUCUCCCUCUGUAGAUUUCUUAGAAAAGAGACAGCAAAUCACACAGUCAAGCACUUUUAAUUCAAACAUACUGGCGGUUUAACACUGCAGGUGUCUUCCUCAGAGUGAAAGGAAACAACCGAUGAGUGAUAACUUCAAAUUGUCUGACUAAAUUAGAUAUAUCUCAGUUUCUCAUUGGUGGAGCAUAAUAUUUGAAAUGUCAUCCAUUCAUACAUAUGAUAAUAAUAUGACAAUAUAUGAUAUACAGUGAAUUAUACAGUGAGACAAACAAACAAAAUCACAUGACAUAAAAUAUACCGAGUACUUGCAGAAUAGAAUACAAUAGAGUAGAACAGAAUAAGAAUGAAGUAUAAAAUAUAUGUAAUAUAAGCAUUGAAUAUGAAAAGAAUAGAAUAAAUAAAUCAGAGCAAGACUGAUUUAUCAGUCAGCUGUUUAAUCAGGCUGAUUAACGGUACUUAGAUGUUGUCAGCUUCAUAUCAUCACCAUCUUUCCAAAUGAAAGACACGUUUAACAGCUUCUCAAAUCUAAAACGGUCACCAGCUGGUGUUUAAUAUGAAUAAUGUUAUAAUUUUAAGAACAAUGCAGUUUCAUAAUAAUGUCAACAUUCACCUUUUGUAUUAUUUUCCUAAUGAUCUCAUACAGGUGAGGGGAAAUAUGAAGACCCUUAUGGUGAUAUUACAUUGAGCCAGGAUUUUUCUGUCUGACAUCUACCUGAUAAAACACUCACAGAGUUCAGAGAUUUUGUUUUUUGUUUGUGAGUUUUGUUAUAUUCAGAUACAACAAUCUGAUAUGGGCAUCAAAUAUCAGCCAAACAUCUCUAAUUAUCAGCAGCAACCUUUGAAAAACUGAUAUCAGUUAACCUCUAUCAAAUUUACAGGAUGCAGAAAGUACCAGAAAUAAACAUACCUGUCUUCACCCCUUGUCUCCUCCCCUUGUCUUCCCCCCUUGUCUACUUUCCUUGUCUCCUCUCCUUAUCUCCUCUCCCCCUGUAGCUAGGUGUGUUCCUCAUUGCCAAGGUGGAGGAUUAUGUCGUCAGUCGAACCGCUGUGUGUGCCGUCAAGGUUUCAGCGGUUACCGUUGUGAGAUUUCCACUAGUCCUACCAGGACCCCGAACCUGAACCCCAAAGAACCAGAACCAGCUUUAAAACCAGGGACCAAAACUUCUCGCAGCAAUUCCGUCAAGAAGAUGAGAGUCCUGAAUGUACAAUCUGGAUCAGUUGCCAUGUACCCAACCACUGAAACUACCACAAAGACUGUGAGAGCACCCAAAACCAGAACAUCAGACCGGAACCGGCCUGCUCCUAGGUCUGAAAUCCAAGAGUCUUGGAAACCUGAAGACAAGGGAGGAGUAGCUAAAGGGUCUCUAAUCCAGGAAGGGAACCAGGCCUCUCCUAAAAGUCUGCAGUUUGGACAGAGAUCUGAAAGUAGGGCAGAACUUUCACCUGAGGUCCAACCUGAGACUGGAAACCCUGAGGAGGGAGUAGGGGUAACAGCUCCACCAAGAAGAUUUAAAAGUGAACUCAAGAAAGGUCUGAAGGGAAGACCAAGUGAAAACCAAAACCCAGAGUCUGUGUCAUGGUCUGAGACUGAGAGUGAGGCACAGGUAAGUGGACUCUCUAAACCAGAAGAUAAAACAUUUAACCAUCAGACCAAGACGACUGAGAGAGUAACAACCCUGACACUGAGACCUGAAGUCGAGGAAAGUCUAAAUCUGACUGAGACUGAGGACAAACUAAACCUAGAGUUUUAUCCUAAGACCAGGAAGGUGUCACAGUUUAAUCUGGAGUCUAAUCCUGGACCCGUCAGAGAAAAAAGUGUGGAUGAAGGAGUGAAAAGAGAGAAGAAAUGGGAGGAGGAGGGAAAACCAUCAGAGGGGAAGAAGAAGGUGGAGAAAAAAGAGGGAGCAAAAAAAAUGCCACUGAGGUAAGAAAACAUACUAAUAUAUAACCUCCAGUAUUUUAUUAGGUCCCCCAGAGAAGAGGACUUUAAAUUUUAGACAAGGGAAUUUAAAGGGAUAUGUAGCAGACAGAAUCUGGAUAAAACACUCCCUUGCUCAUCCCUUCUGUCAGUAAAGCUAUAGUGGCCUUUGAGGGACAAGAAGCUUCUGUGGUGCAUGAAAAUGUGAUCCUCAAUUUUUCAGGUUUCUACGGUCGGAAGGUGAAAGAGAUAUUUUGGUUCUUUACUUCAAGUUAGGUAAAAGCAUGAAAAAUAUGUUAAAUAGACAGCUCAGAAAUAAAGUGUGACAACUGAAAGUAAACUCCUGUUAUUUUAGAAAUGUUACAAAAGAGCAGAAAGGUGGAAUUAAUCAAUAACAGGCACAGGUACAUGAUGAUAACAGAAGAAAACAAACCUGCUGUUUCCCGUGUGACCAGCAGAUGGAGCUCUUCCUCUGAGUAUACAAUACACAACUGCAUCACAGAUGGAGGCUAGAGGAUUUUUCUGGCAAUAAAAACAUUUUUUGUUUAAUUAAAAAUAAAAAAACAGCAUAAAAGAAAAAUUAGAAAAAAAAGUGAAGAAUCUUUUUAGAGAAAAAUACAAGCUCACAAAUCUACAAUUUUUUUUAAAUUUUAAUUUUUAAAAAGUUCAUUUUUCCGUAAAGGGUCAAAAGUCCCAGUAAACAAAUAUGCCCAUUAAAAAAAGUUCUGAAUUUUUUCCCUGAUAGUUUAAAUUUAGGUUUUUGAAAACGUGAGAAUCUUUACAGAGAGAAGAGAUUUUUUUUAAACAGGAACAGCUGUUAUGUCACUCUGAAAAACCACCAAACUCCAUCAACAAAAUGUAUAAAUUUACUACAUAAGAGUCAGUUUUCUCUAUUGUAAUGUUAUAAUGGUAUAAUGGUUAAUUACUAUUGAUUGGUUAUUUCUGGUGAGACACAAUAUUAAUAUUACACAAAAUAUCUCAAAGGAACCAUCUAAAUGAGGCAGUUGUUGAUCAGCAGAUCUGUAUUCAGCAGGUAAAAUUAAAAGUUUUGUUUAUGGAGUUUUGUACCUUAGAGGAAAGUGAUGGAAACAUCUUUCAUGUCUGAGACCCAUACUUAGAUAAAACAAUAAGCUUUAAAUGCUUCUUUGUAUUUCAGAUUUAACGCAUUUCAGUCACUUAAAAAACAGUCAGUGUUUCUGACAGAGGAUUUAUAUCCCUCCCCAGUUCUAAAAGGAUGUCCUGAAGUUUUUUGUCUGUAUGUGAAACCAGAUUCCCGUCAAAGCCUCCUCAGUGUUAAUAUUCAGCUCAACCCCAAGUCAGAGGUUAAAGGUCAAGGAGGUCAAGGGUUCAGAGCCAGGGUCAAGAUGGCCUGUGGGAAAACUGACCACAGGGAGCUGUUUGAGAAGGGGUUCAGGGUGGUCGAGAUGUUUUUGGUCAUCAAAACAACAAUAAUAGACAUGGACAGGAUUGAAAGAGAUGCGUAGGAACAGAUUAAAACAGGAAGUAUCGAACAUCGAAUCCUUCAACGAUCGCUGCAGAAAUGUCAGAGGGUCUUACUCUUUUGGGUUUAUCCUCCCUGGGGCCUGCAUGACCUAAGACGUGCAUCUUAUUGCCUCUGCUUAAUCUGCAACAUCCACCUGGACAUUGUGUAACUCAUAAAAAUAAAGCCCCUUAAGAAACCAGCAGCUGCAACAUGUGAGCUCAGAUACACAACAGAGCUGAAAAAUAAACUCCCAUCAGACUGCAGGGCGUCUCUGAGUGUGUGUUAGAUAUCAGCUCAGGCCUCCACUGCAGAUUAAAAAAUCCUGUUUUUUCACUGAGCUGCAGGAACUAUUUAAGACCAUUUUAAUCAGCAUUAGUUAGAGACUCCGAAAAUUUACCUCCUAAAAUACUUAUUUUAUCAUGAAUUAGUCCAGCGUAGUCACAGGAUGACAGCACCCCCCAUAGGUUUAAAUUUUAAUGCUAGUUUAUGAAGGCAACCUUCAACCAAUAAGGACAGAAGCAGUGAUUGACCUCAGUUUAAAGACGUCUGGUUGAUUCUUUUACUUUGCUUAUUAUGUGCAAGUUGAUGUGUUUGUUAUUUGUGACAGUCUGAGGGAGGCCCAGGCCGUGCUGCUGAGGAAGACUCUGUCACGGGGAGGAAGAGGAGACAAGAUGGCCACUCUGCUGAUGAAGCACAUUGAGAAAGAGAGGAAGAAGCUUCAGCGUGAGACCCUCUCCUCUGGUUAUUCUAACUCCUCAUCACCAUCCUCCUCCUCUUCCAGUGUAAAGACUUUCCACACUCAGAGGGGCCAGUACACCGUCUACUUCACUGCGCCCACAGGUCAGUGGAUGCACAAUGACAGACAGUCAGCGCUGCUCUUAGCCUGGUGGGUUUUUCUGAUAUGAAGACCUGAUCCUGCAGGAGUCAUGUUCGUGUGUUUACAGAGUGUUUAAUGUUAACCAGGAGGGGGCGCUGCAGAUAAGAGAGCAGACAUUAUAAUCAGUCGGGAUUGGAGACGAUAACUCAGUCUGAGUGUGUAUUUAACACACAUACCUCCUCACACAGCUCAUUAUUUGGUGUGAUAACUCUGUGAAGCUGAUACAGUGGUGCUGAGAGAUACACACUCACACACAGACACACACACACAGAGGUCAUGUCUGUCAGCCAUACAUUGUUGUGAAAAAACAAGCUGAAGCUGAUUUAACAGAGCAGGAAUGUGUGUUUUUCACAGGGUGAGUGUUUCAGAUAAGGUGGAUGUUAAUACAGCGUCUUAGUUCAGCCCUGAUCACUGUGAUUACAGCCAAACUCAGUUCCUGUUAUUGUCCAGCUGUGGAGAGAGAAACGAUGGGAGAAUGAGUUCAAUUUAAAGUGGAGGGGGAGAUGGAGUCAUUAAAGUAACCCCAGAGAUUAAAUGAGGAUGUUUGGAGUUCAAUACUAAUGUGACAUGGAUAUAACGGUGCUGAAAGAGUCUCUGUCCAAAUUCAGAAACAGAUCUGGGAUGUUAAAGCUGUGAUUUCAGACCAAAGCAGCUCCUGAUUAGUUGAAAACAUCCUUGUGAGUGUGCUGAUGGACUUACUUAAUACUGGGGUAGUUAAGUAGUUCUGAAAUACUCUAUCAAUACAGCAUGAAUGGUUUUCUCAGCAGAUAUCUUAAACAUACACAUAACAGCUUCAGAGAUGAGAUCAUGCUUUAAGGUUGAGGCCACACUAACAGGUCCCAGAUCAUUAUGUAAUGCUGAUCACAGAGGCUCGAGUCAAUGGAUCCCAAGACAUGAUGAAUGCAAGUAAAAAAGGACUCAUGGUAGAGUGCAGUAGGACAUAGUCAAGUUAAGAAUUUGCAGUUAGUCAAUCAAACAGAGUGAAGAAAUGCAUCAGAUUUAGUGGAGGGAUGGAUUAAAAUGCAGCAAGACAUGCUGAGAAAGAAAUGCAAUAAAGCUGGAAAUACUGCAUGGUGAGGGAAGAAAUGCAGGAGAAAGUGAAAAAGAAACUCAGCAAAGUACAGUGAAAACAUGCAGCAUGAAAAUUGACAUCAGGCUACAGCAACAAAACCAAGUAGGGCGCAAUGAAAACAUGUAAUGCACCGAGAAGAGCUGCAGUAGAGUGUUUGAAAGAAAUGCAGUAAGGUACAACAGGAAAAGGAUGUGCAGUUUAAUAAAGGAGAGCAGCCCAGUGCAGUGAAAUGCAGAAAAUACCCAAAGAAAUGUAAGAAAACACAGAGUGGUACUGCAGCAGUGCAGCACAGACAUGAAGUACAUAGAGCACAGUGGAGAAAAUGCAGUUCAGUUCAGGAAGAAGUACACAAGUACAUAAAAAAACAGAAGGGAUGGUGAAUAAAUCCAACUCAGUUCAAACAACUUUAUUCAUUCCUGAAAGGCAAUUCAAUUUUGCAGGAGAGUGAGGAGGUAAAAAGUGAAAGCGAGCGUCAGAACACAGUGCAUUUCACAAAUGCAGUACAGUGUGGUGAAAGAUUGAUGUAGAUGCUGUGACUGCACAAAGAUGACUGCAGUUAAGCACUAGAGUGCAGUGAAAGUGCAGCAGAAUAGUGGAGGUAUAAAUCAGUGGGGUCCAGUAAAAAAACGCAGCUUACAGUGGAGAUUUUAAGUAGAGUGCAAUGACAAUAUGCAGCAGAAUGUAGAAAGUGCAGAACAGUGCAGUGAAUAAAGUAGUAAAGUGCAAUGAAAAAAUGGAGCAGAGUGCAGAAGUAUGGGAGUGAUCUUUGAAAAAUGAGUGCAAUGAGGAAAUCCAAUACAAUAAAGUCAGUACAGUGAAGACAGUGCAAUGAAAAUGUCCACUAAAGUGCACUAAAAACAGAACAAGGUGCAAUGCAGUGAAAGCAGUGCAGUCGAGAGCAGUGAAGUCAAUGCAGUGUGGUAAAAAAAAGUCAGAAGAGUGUAGUCAAGAUGGUGCAGUGCAGUACAGUAAAAGUGCAGUGGAGAAGUGCGGAAAAGCAGCAGGAUGCAGUGAAGAGGUGCAGGAGAGCUCAGUCAUAAAGUGCAGCAGGUGAUGUUACAGAAAUUAAUUUAAGUGUGGAGGAAAAAUGCAUUAGAGCAACAAUGCAGAUGUUGGUAGUUUGCAUUGAAGAAGUGCAGUAUGGUCCAUUUAAAAACACAAUCAUAUCAAGUAAAAAAAAAAAAAACAGUAGUAGUUACGAAUAAACUGUGACACUCAGUAAAGUUCAGUGGAGAUGUCUGAAUAAUUGAUGAGUCUGGGGUCACCACAGUGAGGUCUGAAAAACAAAGGUGCUUCUGCAGGUGUGAAAAUGGGUUCUGUAGUCACGUUGAAAUCAAGUGUUUCUACUGUGUUCAUGUUUUUAGUUCAGUUUCAGCUUCACUGCUUCAGGCUUCACACCGAGGCCUUGUGUGCGUGUGUGUGUGUGUGCGUGUGUGCGUGCGUGCGUGCAUGCGCGCGCGCCGUGUCUGCAGUCAGGACAUGAGCUCAUACACAAACAGUUGCAGGAACAACCAGAGCCUCUAUUCCAAUAAAACAGCCCACAAUCCUCCAAUCUGAAGGGGCCCCUGAGGCAGGUCUGGGGUCCCUCAGGAAAUCCAGACCAGUUUGAUCACUCCCGUAGAUCAGAUUGAUUUCCUUUCAGACCCAGUUUAUAUUUCUAAGUAUGACUGUUUGUUGACCAAUGAUGAAAUUUUUAACCUACUUUCUGAGCUGUGACUUAAACUCCUCCAACAGACAGAAACAUAAACCCAAUAAGGAGGAUUUAUUAUCAGUAUCAUUUGUCUGGAUUAUGAUACAAACAUGUUCAUUCUUACAGCUGCAGGAUGUCUCUAUCACACAAACAUUACACCCUUUUCUAAAGUAACGCUUUCCUAAACUGACAUACAACACAGAAAAUCUUUUUUUUCUUUCCUUUUUUUUGCAGGAGGCAUCAACACGCUUGAGUCCCACACAGUGUGUUAAAUGUUAUUUUAAUAGAGGAACAUUCUCAUCCCGGUUAAAAAAAAGUAGGAAACAGAAACAAGGUUAAAAAACUGGUAACAUUUAGGGCUCUAUUUUCGUGUACGCUGGUGAGGCGGCGGAGGGUGGCGGACCCUGCGCAGUUGUAUUUUUGUCUGGCAGAGCCCGGCGUACAGCCAGUUUGGUAUUUUCGUGGACUGAGGCGCACGGAGGCGAACCGAGAUCCGCCAAGCUGGGCGUGGUGGCGUGGCAGGGGGAGGUGUCGACAGAAUCAGCGGGCGCAGUGACAUUUUCGUGCUCGCCAGUGGCGUGUAAAGUGCGCUGAAAGCUCGCCGAUUCAAACCUGGUCAGCUUUCAGCGCAGGUGGAGCGCAGCUGAUCUAGUGGUAUUUUGGUAGACCUGCGGCGUAUCGACAUACGUCACCGAUGCCUCACCAGCAGGUUUCCACAGUGUCAGGCACAUUUCAGUGCAAUAAAUAAUCAUCAACAACUAAUAAUCUGACUCAGCACAUACAUUUAGAGAUAUAUAGAUAUAUUCUGAUCUAUAUCUGAUCUGAUGAGCGCAUUUGGCACGCGUUUGGACACACAACCUGACCAAAUCAACACAGCUUAAACCGCAUUAAAUUAAAUAAAAUAUACAAUAAAUAAACACACAUGAUGAAGUUAACAAGACAUGUAAUGUGUCUCCCUCCUUUUCUUUCUUCCUCUUCCUCUUAUUUCUCGUGCAGCUCGACCUGGACAUGUCAUUUACACACAGAUGGUUCCGAUUUUAAUGCCAUUUUUGGAGUUUAUGUUGUGAUCUGUGCGCUCAACCCACCUUUGUCACGUGAGGUUUGAAUACAUGCAACUUUAUGUGAGUGUCUUUAUUUGUGGAAAAGGGUGAUUGUCUUACCAGUGGGUCCAACAUUACACACACCAAAUCCAUCUGUGCUCAUAUGAGAGAGUGUGGAGGACGCCCAAUGCAGCGUUUACAGUGACACUUGUUGAGGAGCUGCCUUCUGUCGCCAUCGUGUGGCAUUACUGUCUUCAAACAUCUCUUGAACUCUUUGACUACUUCACGAAAAUAGUAUCUCUUUGACUACUUCACGAAAAUAGUAAUACGCCUUGCCGGUGGCGGAUUUAAAGGCAAGGAGAGGAGCUUAUGUGAUUGGUGAAAACGGGUCUCGGCUGUGUUAAACCCACUCCACGCCCUCUCUCCUCCCUCGCUACGACUUACGCCGCUGGGAGGAGCUGAGUUAGGGAGGGGGGAUACUUACGCCGGGCUGUGCCGCUCACCAAAAUACCAAAUUGUGCUUGGAAACGCCUUGUCGGAGCGGCGGACCUGACUUACGCCGUGCCUGCGGCACGUCUCCAACGAGGCACGAAAAUAGAGCCCUUAAAGUUAUUGAUUAGACUGUUGAGUCUUAACAGGUUGAAAUAAUCCUAAAAACCCUGAAAUUCUUAAAACUAUGGGUGAAAAGCCAGGCUCUAACUGCCAGACAUCAAGUAUCAAACCACUCAAAGAAGAUCUCUAGUUGUUUGUGAGGAAGAGCUUUACAUUUACCAAAUAUAAUACUUUACCAAAGCAGAGGAUAAAGAAGGAGGGAAUUGCACUUUUAAUUCAAAAAUAGUUUCUUGUGAGAGGGGGAUACCUCCAUGGCCAAACACACCCAAUCAAAUCAAACCCAAAUGCAAAGGCGUCAGCUGGCUUUAGGCUGUAAAAACUCAGUCACCUCCAUCUGCUGCUGCAGCAGAACAGUCAACCUCCUCACUCAAAGCAGCCGAAUAAAUGCACAUAAACUUAGUGGCAGUCCCAGUGUAAGGUAAGUGCAUAACUUUGUUUUGGAAAAGUGAGGCUGCUGUCAAAGUAACCCUGAGCUCUGCUUUACUCUGAGAGUGCUUUAACCAAAGGAAGGACCAGAUUUCAGGGUGUAACUUCUUUGAGCAAAUAAUGACUAUUUCAGUUUUAUUUAGGUUUAAUUUUAAGAAAUAUGCUGCCAUAUAGUUUUCAGUAUGAGCGAGACAGUUAGUCACGUCUGAGGGGUUGAGACUUCUAUGUGAUUCAGCCGGCGGACACAGCUGAGUGUCGUCACCGUAACAAUCAAAUAAAACAUAGUGCCUCUGUGUUAUUUAGCCUAAUAGCAGCAUGGAAAUUGAAAAGAAAAUUGGCCCCAGUAUUGACCCCUGAGGAACUCCAUAAUGCACUCUAGAGUAAAAGGUCACCUGCUCCAAAUGACACGACAAUUUCAGUGAAUCAAGUCAGGCGUAACAAUACAAUGUCUUUUAACCCUUUAUUUGUUGAUUUUAGCAAAAAAUUGUUACAUACCCCCCGAAACAUCAGCACACCAGUUGUUUGGUGAGCUGUGGGCCUCACAGAGCUUUAAUUUUGCAUGAUUUUAGACAGUUAACAGCUGAUUCUGCUGCUGUCCUGGUCUUUGCAAAGCUAAAUAGAGGUGUUUAAUUCAUUAUUAAGUUAUCAGCCAUUCUCUUUUAGUUCGAACUAAAUUUCCCAAUUUAUAUAUAUCAGGCUGUAAACAUGUUUAUUUCUGCUGUAAAGUUUUAGCAUGAGGUUCUACAGGGACUAACUCAGUUUUGGGGGACCUCAGAAGAAGUUAAAGAGGAGAACACAUUCGCGAUAAAGUCACUGAAAGGAGACAAACUCCUCCACCAAGUUCAGAUAAAAAUGCCAGUGGCAUAUUUUUCUACUGCAUCAAACAGAAAUGAUCCUCAGAUGUAGUUUAAAGUUAGUUUUUGGACUUUCUCCGAGUCCUGUGGUCAGGAGCCGCUCUGAACCUGGAGAUGUUUUGUGAAUGUCGACCUCUGAAACUCAAACCGGGGUUGCAUCAUCACCCUGUCGUCCUCCGCUGUUCUGGGGUCUGUUAUGAAACUGUGUGCAGAUACAAGCCCUCUGCUCGCACCAAGGAACAGCCAAUAAAGACAGAGGAGAGAGGGAGUCAUGUACUAAUACUUCCUCUGCCUCGCUCUCUCAGUGUGGACUGAUGGACCAGAUCCCUGCUAAACAUUUUGUUUGGACUUGAGCCCAGUCCUGCACACUGCUUUCAAUUAUCUCUCUACCUCUCUCUCUCACUUCUUUGCUCAGACACACUGGUGCUGACUCGCUCACACUCAGGGGUGUUUAGGGAAAACUAGAGUACAGCAAGAGAGAGAGAGAGAGAGAGAGAGAGAGAGAGAGAGGGAGAGAGAGAGAGGGGCGAGUAUUUUCUUCUCUGAAACUUUUGUCCUGCGACAUUCAUUUCUACCCCAGCACAGAGUAGGACAGAGAAAGGGAGAAAGGGAGAGAGGGACGAGCGAGGCAGAGUUAGACAGGAGGGGUUCAGUAGCUCAGACAAUGCAUCAGAAACUUUAACUGUGACUCUAAAAAUGCUACAGACUCGACUCUGCUCUUUUUUGUCAUCCGUCCUCAUUGUCUUCUUCUCUCCUCUGUUAGCCGAUGGACAGACUGUCACAGAAGGAGGAGGAAGAGGAGGCGUGGAGAGGAUUCAGGUGAUGUUUACACCGACCAUCUGCAAAGUGCGCUGCAGCCAGGACCGAUGUGUCAACUACUGCGAGAGAGGAAAUGUGACCACGCUGUACAGCAGCACCGAGGGGGGAGGAGGAGGGCGGAGAGACAGCUCCCAUGGACCUGGUUUCAGAGUCUGUGAGUUUAACUUUUAACUUAUUCACACCUAAAUGCAUGAUCUCUUCCUGUGCAGGGGAGAACAAUACAGCCUCAAGACGCAUGCAUGCUGACUAAAGAGUCUGAAAUACACCUGCAAGAGGAAAACUUUCAGUCCUGUCCCGUUAGGUUAAAGGUGUCUACAUGUCCAACCACGAUCAGGAUCAGAUUAACAGUUUACUGCCUAAUAAAUAGUAUCCCAUAAAUAUCAAAACCUGCAAAAUCUCAGCCUGCAAGGCUGGUAUCCUAUUAACGUGACUUCAGAACCUGAAGAGAUCCAGCACAGUGAGGAGGAUUUAUUAGCACUAAUAAAUGUUGGUACACUGUUCAAAAUGCUGAUUAAAUCAGAUAUUAUAAACAAUAUUUAAAUUACCUCACUGGGUCGAUGCCACAAAUAAAUUUCAAAAUAAGUUGGUACAGGGUCAACCAGACAGUUAAAAAGUUAGGGAUCAUCAGAGUCCAUGUCAUGGGUAUCUUCCACAUCUGUGAAGGCUCCAUUAAUGCUGAACAAUAUCUACAGGUUUAGGAGCAAUAUCUGCUGACAUCCAGACAAUGAGGUUUCAGGGGAAACCUUCAUAUUUCAGCAAGACAAUGACAAACCACAUUCUGACAACAGGAAUUACAACAGCAUGGCUCUGUAGUAGAAGAGUCCAACUGCUGAACUCGACUGACUGCAGUCCUGACUGAAAACAUUUGAAGCACCAGGAGGGGUUUUUGUGCUUUCAGCCACAUUUACACUCAAAGACCAAAACACUGACUUUACACACUUAUUUUAAAACAGGAGUCACUGAAGCACCAAACAGAGAGAUUCAGGGUCAGGAAUCCCAUCAGAGUGCAGUCCAGAUUUGCAGUUAAACUCAACAUGUGAGGUUUCAUGUGAAGCGUGUGAAGCCGCUCCAGCUUUGUCAUGUGACUUGCAGCUGUUUGAUGGUUGGCCGAGCUUGCCAUUUGAAGCAGAGCCAGCAAAUAGUUUUGGAUUGUGAUCUGAUCCCAGGUCAGUAUUAUCAAAUCAAAUCCAUCAGGGUGUUCGAUUGAUCUUGAGUUUCAGCUCAUUCCUCUGGAGACCUGAGGGGAGAUUCUGCAGCUCAGAGGUCCACAAUUUGAAAGGGCUGAUCUGUGUCGUUUCAUCAGAUCAUACUUGAAAAAAAUGUUGGAAUACUUUAAUUUCUGGUUUUAGAAGUUUCACUUUAAUACACUUUACAGUGUACGAUACUCUGUCUAAAAGUAUAAUAACAAGUGAUAAAUGGGUCAUAAGUUUAAAUCACGGCCAGGAGCGGAGGGUCUUUUUCACCUGAAAGGGGGUAUAAAUUUCAUAAAUGUCCAAUUUCUUACCAAACUCCAAAGUUUAUCCCAUCAGUUUAAAACUUUAUUAUUAUUAAUUUACUAACUUUAUAACUUCAUUUUAAGUGCAAAAGUUUUCUUGGAUAUUUAAAACUUGGAUCAUUGGACAUUUAAGUAUUCAUUCCCAUAAAUUUUCUACCGUGAUCUUGCUUAUUCGUGUCUUUUUUUAUUUUUAUUUAGAGUUUAAAUCCAAAAAAUUAAAAAAUAUUUCUUUAAAUUUCUAUUUUUAAUCUUGUACAUUUAAGACCUCAUUAAAAAACACAUAUGUUUGCUAAUAAAAGUCUUCACUCUUAUCGUAAUAUCAGAUGUUUUACUUGAUUAAACUUAAACUUUAUUUACUCAAAUUUAAUUCUUGUAAAUUUACAGUUGUUUUUUUUAAGUUAUUAUUCUUGUAAAUGCUUGGCAUAAAUCUCAUCAAUUAAAGACUUUAUUCUUGUGUUUUAACAAUGUUGUAAAUGAUCAACAUUGAUCUAGUAAAUUUAAGACUUUAUUUUGUAAAUGUAAUCCCUAUAAAUUGGACACUUCAGUCUCUGAAAUUUAAUACUUAAUCUUAUAAAAUUUGAUUUCAUAAAAUGGACAUAAAAUUUGUUCAAUUAUGAUCUUUUUUUUUUUUUUUACAUUAAUGGCUUUUUCUUUUAACUUCUUUUCUUCCUAAACUAAAUCUUUCCUCUCUUAAAUUUAUAACUUAAUUUUCCAUGUCUUCAUUUGAUUAUUUUUCCCUUAAUGUGGCCCUGAUGCGUUUCAAGCCAGACUAUAAGUCCUCCUAGUAAGGGCCUAGAAACCUCUCCUGAGCAUGCUCAGAACUUCUGACUCUCUGGGCUCUGACUCACUUGUGUGGGGCGGCAUCUUUGAACGUUUUAUCCUUUUUUUUAUUCGUCACAUUUUUGCCUCUAGCAAACAGAAAGUCCUCCUCUUCUUCUCCUCCUUCUUUACUGCUUCAUUGAGAAAAACCAGGUCCAUCUGCUGUUCUUUGUCUCCAUUCGCUAAAUCAGAUAAUUAUGAGCAUUUGCGGUCAUUUUCUGCUGCACUGAUUUACCUGCAGCUCAGAGGAGAGUUUGAGCUGCAGUUCAGACACAGAAACAAAGAGGAGCUCAGGGAGGAGGAACAGCUGACAUAUGGCUUUCAUUUAUCAUUAAGUUAACCCUCACACACACACACACACACACACACACACACACACACACACACACACACACACACACACACACGUGCCCAGGAUAUCUGGAAAACUGGAGGCAAGGUACAACUGGACAGCAACGCACACAAACUCACAAAAACAUAAACUCACAAAGUGAUGUAAAGAGAGAGGGGGGUGGUGACAUCAUUGUUUUAAAAGGUCACCCUUUCCCCUAACCCCCCACUUCGGCCCCCUGGAUGAACUUUAUCGACACAUACAUAACAGCGAUGUAACUACUACUACCUGAGUGUGUAUGUGUGUGUUUGUGUGUGUGUGUGUGUUUGUGUGUGUGUGUGUUUGUCACCUGAGGCCAAAAUCAGACAGAUUAUUAGUCAGACAUUUAGAAGAACAUAUUUUUCAAAAGUUUCAACACCACAAACAAAGCUCAGAGUUUAUUUUUAGCAAGGUAAUUAGCCAAAAUGACAGCUGUCACUCAAAGAAGCCACACCCCUGAGUAUCAAUACCUGUAAUCCCUUGAUAUACACAGGUGUUCUCCAUGAACUCAGUCAUACUGUUGUCAUAAAUAGAGACCCUAACUUUUUUUUGUUUCAGGCUGUAGACAUGUUUAUUUCUGCUGUAAAGUUUUACCAUGGGACUCUAUGGGGACUGACUCACUUUUGGGGGCAGCCUUAAGUGGACACCUGAGGAACUGCAGAUUUUGGGACUUUCUUAAUAGCUCAGUUUUCUAGUUUAGGAAGUUGAUAUCUAGACAGACACACAGAGUGGAGUUGGUGAACACAGUGGUAGAGUUUAUCUCAGGAGGGGUUGGAGACAAAAACAUCUUCAAGAGUAAGAAUAUUAUUCUUCAUAAAGUCAGAGGGACUAAAAAAUACCCAUCAAAUUGAGCAACAAUUUUAGUUCUUUUCUGCCUAACAAAGCGGAAAUCAAAAUUUGUUGAAUAACUUUACAGGAGUCAGUCAGGAGUGAUGUUAAAACUGACUCUGACUCUACAAAGACACUUCCCUGGCAGGGGUCCUUGGUAAAAUUUCUUCUAGAAGUUAGGAUAAGCUAAUGCAAACGCAGCAUAAUAUAAAUAACCCAGAGCAAGUAGGCAGUGAUACCAACAUUUAUACCAAUAAAUAUACAAAGUUUGAAGACAAAGGAUCAUUUUCAUAUGUAGGACAGUAGAGUGGUCUUCACAUCUGUCUGUUUACACUCAGCAUCAUAUAAAUUUGAACAAUGUCAUCAGGGUAGAGGUCUCUGUAGCCUCGUCCUCCGUCAUGCUGUAAAUAUACCAGCUGUUUUUUAUAUCAUGUCUUGUCACAUGAGACUUAUCUUCCCAUCUCCCCCCAGCGGACGAUGAUUUCAAGCUGUGAGUGGUGAACAAAGACCUCUGGGAAAUUUCAGGGUAGAGUUCCUGUAAAUCUGAAAGAAAUUUCAGGCUUGCAUGUGUGAAGAGUCUAAAAUCAUCUGUUGGAUAUGCACCAACCCUUAAUGAAUGAUUGUGUUGCUCAGAUAAUUGCUAACAUGUUAGACAUCAGGACUUCAAAGCUGAUGAACCGUUACAUGUCAGGUUGUUAGUCAAAGUGUUUCUUAAAGCAAACUAUCAAACCACAGAUCUGUCAACUCUGACUGAGUCAUCCUCAGUCUUAUGUUUCUUUCUGUUUAUUCCUCCUCUCCCUCUCUUCAUGUUUGUACCAUUUCAUUUAUUUAAUCUCUCCUUGUUUAUGCCUGUGCACUCCUUUUUUUCCAUUUCUGUGUUUUUGCUCUCUUUUGCCCCAGUUUUCUCCAAAAAAAACCUCCUCCAAACAGUGUGUGAGUGCUGAUGCAGUCCAUCUGGAGGGCGAUGUCCAGGAUAAUAAUUAGGUCACUGUGUUUACACCAACACACAUGCAGCAAUUCACUGAGUGUGUGUGUGUGUGUGUGUGUGUGUGUGUGUGUGUGUGUGUGUGUGUGUGUGUGUGUGUGUGUGUGUGUGUGUGUGUUUCACAAGAAAUGCUUGUAGGAUGAAAAAACACUGAAGAGGGGAGAUUUACACACUCUCUUUAGAGGGUGUGGACAUGAACACACACGGUUUAACUUCAGAGUAGACUGAUUCAAACACACAGAUGGGGUAUUUAAACCCCCCAAAAACGUUAACAGAAAACUAAAACAUCUGCAGAUAGAACUCAAAAAUGCAUUUUUACACACUGGCAGGGUCUUUAAACACAGAAAAUACUACACACAGCUCUUAUACCGAGUUUUAAGUUUCUGUACCUCAACAGGUUUUUGGUGUCUGCAGGAAAAAAAGUCUGUAUGGAGAGCAAAAGCAGGAGGAACAUAAUGUGUAACCUUGUGUAUCAUCAUCAAGUUGUAGGAACUAUCAAGCAGCAACAGGAGGAGAGAGCAGGAGAAGUAGAAGUGUGUUUCUGAAAAGCAGAGGAGGAUAGAGGUUGUAGCCUGUACGCUGAACAGUGGGAGUCUAUGAGGAUGUUUUACUCGGUUCUUAGCUCUUGGAGUGUGAACACAUUGGCUAUUUUCAAAUUCUCCUACUGCAUACUCCUGUCAAACGCCGUAUGCAGUAUGUACUGCUUACUACAUUUUGGGUAAAUUAGCAUGCACUGCCAGUAUAGCAGGGAAUUCAAAAACAGCCAUUGACUGGAACUGGGAUGUCCAGCUGUCCUUAAAUUACAAAAACAGUUCAACCAGCCCAAAUACCAGUUUGUUCUAGUUCUUACAGCUCAUGUUGGCCUCUGGAUAGAUAUUAUUAAAACUCUAUACCACCACUGGGUAACUGUUUGCAGAUCUCUAACUGGUUAUGGGCUGUUUUGAGGUCGAGCUACUGAUACAGAUCACCAUCAGAGUAACCCACUUUUUCAGUUGCAGUUUUCCUUCCUGCUGCAAAGACUUCUGGGUAGUAUCAGCUCAUUAGCGGCUGCUCCAGUACCCGUUGAACUCUGGGUAACAAUGCAGCAGGAAGGAGGUAGGAAGCGGCUGGCCAGUUCUGCUGGCGCCCGGUCCACUUUCACCUCCGUCCCAUCAGGGCAGCAGGCUUUGUUUGAUUUCCAUGUGUCACCUGACCUCUGAGGUCUCCUAGCAACAGAGGAGAGGGCCACACCCAAUAACACCUCCCAGAAUACAUCUGUACCGAGGCCUGACAGUAAACAGGAGAGAGUGUUGUGAAAUGGAUGGAGAGUGUUUCCAGACCAGCAGUAAAUGUGAUGGAUGUGUGUUAGUGUUGGCUUCAGACUAUUUGUGUCAGUGUGUGUGUGUGUUUGUGUGAGAGAUGGGGCCAGUUACUAAAGUGGUGUGAAUGUGACAUAAGUGUCUUUUAUUUGUAUGUUUUUUCUUUGAUCAGUGUCAGUUUUAACCUUUGGUGCUGACCUGACCCACUUUAAACAGAUCAGACUCAAACAUGUCAAAGUCCUUAUGUUUCAGUUUCAAGUAAGUGAAUCCGCUGGUCCAACUGAACAGACUUGACUUUAAAUUGCAGACACAAGUUUCAAUCAUCUUUUUUUUCUUUUCCCUCAUCUUCUUUCAGUCUAAGCUGCUUCAGAUACUUUGAGAGCUCACCUUGUUUACACCUGCAGUUUUCAUUCUCACAUCCUGAGUUCCAGCUUUUACCUUCUUGCAGGACGUUAGAGUCUCCAGGUCCAGGCUUGACCAUUACAGACACUCAUUCCUGAUGAUGUCAAUUAAACUUCUGAAUCACUUUUAAAUGGGUGUUUAACGUAGAUUUUUGAGUCUCCCAAAUCUAGACUCAACUUCAUGACUCUACCGUUACUAACAGAUAGAGGGCGCCUUCACAAACAUCAGAUUGUCUGAUCUGGUCUCUGUGUCCCCACUGCAGUCCUCUGCCCUCUGCUGUGUAAGAAUGGCGGCGUCUGCCUGCAGAAGGAUCGCUGCCUCUGCCCGCCAAACUUCACCGGAAAGUUCUGUCAGAUCCCCGUCGCCCCUGUCGCAGUCACUGCCGCAGCCUCACUGCCCUCCUCCACCAACGAGAUCGUCAAGCCUGCCCAACUCUCCGCCACAGCAGCCAAUCAGGAGUUGACCCAGUCUGAGUUCCUCCUGCCGUUGGGGCAGCACCAGGAGAGGGGGAGACCUGGAGGUGAGUUUGACCUUUGACCUCUGACACAAACAGGCUGCACACCUAAAAGAGAGCUUUCUGCUGAGUUUAAAACAAUUAUGCCUCAUUUGUGAAUUAAUUUAACAGGAACCGUAAAAUGAAACAUCGCUGCUGACAGAUCACCAAUACAACAGCUGUUUGGUAAAGAUGAUGCUUGAUGGGAAGUGUAUGAAAGAAAACAAACAUAAACCAACAGUUUGAAAAACUAGAGCCAGAACCAUUUAAACAGUACAGCUGUAAAAGUUUGGGAAGUUCUUAGGUGUUAGAGAGUGUGGUUAACAUAUCAAUCAGUCAAUCAAUCAAACUUUAUUUUUAAAGUAUACAGCAAAUCAAAGAGGACCGAGAAUGGAGCCUUGUGGAACACCAGAACAAAUGUGGCGAGAAUUUUAAAGCCAUGCGUUUUUUUAAAGCUGUGAUGUAGACAUAUUUUCACGAUUGUUUUGUUUAGCUCCCAGCCCCUCCCUGGUGAAAGUUAGAGUGCAGCACCCCCCAGAGGCCAGCGUGAAGAUCCACCAGGUACUCAAGGUGCGAAUAUUGUGCAAACAUAUUCAUCUUUUCCUUGGUCUUCAUUUUCAUCUAUAUCCUCCUCGUCUUCUUUGAUGUCGUCUUCUUUGUCUUGGUCAUUUUCCUCCUCUUAGAUAUUUUUCUUCUUUGCUUUUUUUGUCUUUCUUAUCUUAAUCUGGUUUACUUUCUACAUUGUCGUCCUUGUCUUCUUACUCAUCUACUUCAUCCUUGCUGUCUCAUUCACUUUAUUUGCCUUCAUCAUCUUCUUCCUCAUUUAAGUUUUUCUUCUUCGCCUUUUUGUCAUUUUGUCCUUCUCAUCCCUCUUCUCUUUCCCAUAGCAGGUGUCUGGAUACACUCCAAACCUGCAGACCCUCUCCUCCUCCUCUUCCUCCACAUCUGGAUCAGCAGGUGCCCCGGCUCCAUCAGGUGGAGCGAUCCAGGCUCAGACUGUGAGAGGAGGCGGCACAUACACCCAGCAGUCUGGGUUUAAGUACUGUUUCAGAGAGGUGAAGGAUGGACAGGUAAGAGGGAGAGAAGAGGAGGAAUUUGUGAAAUAGUCCUUUAGUACUGAAAUCACGUUGUGGUGGUUGGAUUUUUCGCAAAAGGUGAUUUUCCAGUUUCUCUGCAUCUGUACAUUAUCUGCAGAUGUCCUUGUAAUGAGCGCGAAUAAGCUUAAGUAUUUUAUUGCAGCAUAAAUCUGAAACAGUGAAAGUCUGAAUCGGUGAUUUAUCGUCAUGAUGCUGUCAUGAGCUGUGACUGCAGACCGAACUCUCUGGAUCAUAUUAGCUCUCUGGCUGCAGACAUUCAGCAUGUUCACACUUCUCUGAUAGAAAAUCCCUCUUUGGCCAUAUUUCACUCUGGUGAUAAAAUGCAGAUUUGUUUAAUCAGCUGCAGUAGCUGCUGUCACACAGACUUCAUGUUCAACUUUGAAAACUGCAACAAGUUUCACAACCACUACACAUCGAUCAUCUCUGUCGUCUCCUAGUUUCAGAGUGACGUUCAACAUGAGUCGUGCCAAACACUUCAGAUAUGACACAGAAGGACUGCAAUCUUAAACCAACGAUAUUUAAGGAUUGAUUUUUCAGUCUUACUGCAGAGCAUUUAUGAAAAGACAAGUUUUUGCUUGUUAUUCAAGUUGUUAAACACUAUCCAGGGACAUAAUGUUUUCAUUGAUAUUCAUUUGAGGGCAGUUCAACAAAUUAUUUCUAAAAAUCCCAAAACUGCGAUGAAAUUCAAGUUUAAAAUUCAAUUAUUUCACAUUUUAGAAACAGUCCAUAUCCACAGUGUAAAGCAGUUUUUCUCAGUGCUUUGAUUUGUGAAUCAAGUAAUUGCAUACUGUAUGACCUUGGCUUUGCUCUGCUGCGCCAGGGGGAUCUGAAACCAUGAUGCAGAGGGAAGAGACAGCUUCAGACUGUUUAUUCUAUCAAAUACAAGGUUUACUUCUAUUAUUCCUGGAAUUCAUCUCUGUUUUACAUGAUGAAAUAUGCAGAAGUGCACAAUAACUAUCAGUGUUAAUGUGGUGUGCGGUUGUGCUAAAUUUUAAUGACACACAGGGAUCCCUGGUUAAUGUCACAGCUUUGGCACGUCUCAGGAGUUCCAGUGUGGCUGUUUUCCCUGAUUCAUAUGGAUCCUGUAGGUGUGAAACUGUUGUUCUCAGCAGCCUUGAGGCUCAAACCGGAGUUUUCCUCAGCACUGCAGAUUUCUUUGAUUUAGUUUCCUCAUCAGGUCUGUGAUGUUCACUCGCACUCGAAAGUGGUGCUCUGUUUGCAUUUGUGACGCAUCUGUUUGCUUAGCUCAGAGUGCUUUAGUGGUAUUUUGGUAAAUUUUGAUAUUUUAAUUCUGUGUGACCCUGAGGGCAUUUUAUGUUUGAUUAGAAGAGCAGAUGAUAUAGCAUAAAAGGACAAAAUUAAGUGUAACUCAAACACAGAAUGUGUUCAUACGUUUAAGUCUGGUACUAUCUCUUUGUAUAUACAGUAUUUUAACUUCUGAGUGUGUGUGUGUGUGUGUGUGUGUGUGUGUGUGUGUGUGUGUGUGUGUGUGUGUUUAGUGCAGCUCUCCUCUGCCUGGUCUGAGGAGCAGGGAAAUGUGCUGCAGAGGGAUCGGGAAAGCCUGGGGUAUCACUGACUGUGUCCUCUGUCCUGAAAACACAGGUAAAUAUGCACACACACACACGCACACAGACGCACACACACACACACACACACACACACACACACACACACACACACACACGCGGACAGAUUUGAACCCCCUGUGUUUUAUUUACAAAAUGCAUUAUUGACACCACAGACAAAGAAACAGACUUAAUUUAAUUAUGAUUCAAGACUUCUCUCUUCCUGCUUCUCUCCCUACUCUCCUCCUUCUCCUGCUCCCCUCUCACCCCUCCUGCUCCUCCUCAUCCUGCUCUCCAUUCUCUCUCCUCCUGUAUCUGUCUGUACCCCUUGCUCUAUGUUGUAGAUUCUCACUAACUUCCUGCUACUCCAAACUUUGCUCCUUAUUUAUCUAAACUGCUGGUGAGGUGAAUGAAUCUUUAAAAUCAUUAGAUUACUUCUUCAUUUCUUUGAUUAAAGUUCUUAAUAUUUCAAACAAUUAAACCUUUAGAAGAAUAUCUGAAUUUAACUUUAAUUAUUUCUUUUGUAACUUUUAUUUACUUAGUUUCUUUCCACUGGUGACUUUCACUGAAAUUUGUUCUGACGCUGAGGAACCAAUGCUGUUUUUCCAAAAAUACAGACGUCAUAUGAAUGUUUAGAGAUUUCAACCAAAAAUAACAGUCAUGCCAAACACAAACACACACACACGCACAGAGGAACAUAGAAAUAUUUCUCUGCCUCUUGCUCUGUGAAGAUUUGAUACUUUAUGACUCAAAUAUUUUGAAAAUGAGCCAUCAGAAGCUACUUAUAUAACAACCUGAUAUUAUCAAACACACACAUGCGUGCGUGCACAGACACACACACACGCACACACACACACACACACACACACACACACACACACACACACACACACACACACACACACACACGCACAGAGUAAUGAUGCCUCCUCUGUGUUCAGCAGAACUGACUAACAGUAAAGGAAUGUGCUCUGUGGGUCUGUAGUUCUGUAGCACACACUCCAAACAUCUGCACGUGUGUGUGAGUGUGUGUGUCGAAGAAGUCGUGUAAUACGCUCACUGGCGCCAAACUCUACAUCAGUCUGUCAAAUCAGAGAAAAUGACGUAAUAUAUCUUAAGAACCAGAGAGUGCCGACAGAGAGAGGAGAAGAAAAAACAAUAAAAACAUUAAUGGGGUUUGGUGGGCAAGAUGUUUGACAUCUCAGACUGGUGUGAUGUCUCCCUCCACUCUUGGCCAGUUCAUCAAAAAUACAUCAUAAACAAACACACACACACUUAAAACACACACACACACACACACAGCUUCCUGCUCCCUGUGUGAUUGUUUCUUGUGUGAUCAAUAGCCUGAAACUGAUCAUUUUUAUCAUCAGGUCUAAGCAACAGCAGCUGUCCCAUCGGUUUUGAGAGAGCCAAUGCAACGGACUGUGUUGGUGAGUCUUACACACACACACACACACACACACACACAAAUACAGGCAGAAGGUCAGAGGUCAAACACAGGUGGAUAAAUGUGGAUGCAGUGGUUCAGGUGUGGAGCAAGUAUCUAUGCAAUGGGAAAACAGAGUCAUUAUCAAAAUUUGAUAACACGAUAUUGGUGGCCCCAAAUAUCACGAUUCACGAUAUUAUCACGAUAUUAGCGCAGUGCUUUUAACGUUAUUAAAAAUGGUAAAAAACUGCAAAAUCACUUCUCUGUGCACAGCAUGACACAAACAAACAAUAUGAGCAAGGGGCAGCUAACGCAAUGUUGGGAGCAUUAGGUUUUUGGAGCUAAAUUUAGCAGAAACGUCACUAAUGUUGUCAAUAAUAAGCAGUAGAGUAGACCAAACUUGUUGCGGUCAUGUUGUUUUUACCUUGAUUUGGGCGAACGAUGCUGAAUGGUGUUCACGGAGGUGGGCACGUAGGUUUGAAGUGUUAGAAAAACGGCGCUGCAACUUCCUUACAGCAUAACCUGCAGAUUGGUGUCAGGUUUACCUGCUCCGUCUGUUUUGUGAAGCUGUAAAACGGCCAUACUGCCGACGAAACCUUUUUAACAGGAGGAUACAGCCGAGGCGUUUCGUCAUUUUCAGUCUCCGACUGUUCUUGGUCCUGUGUUAUGCCGUAGAAUGCACCCCUGACCGGAGCGCGGAUGAAAGUACACAACAAGGCGAAAUAAUCCAGGUUUUCCUUAACGUUGGGUGGAUUCAAAAGCGUGUGCCUUUAAUGUUUUCAUUCAGAAUAUUCAGAUAAGCCAAAAACAAUAGCCCUGUGAUUCGGAAUAUUUGCUGUCCCGAAAAAUAUAAUGUUCUCUACCUUGACAGCUUACUGUACAGUUUAUGUAUCCAAGUACAUCUCUAUAUGUGCAUUUUUGGGACACAUAAAAACAGAAGGAAAGUUUGCUGCUCCAUUUGACAUGUUGUCAUGAUCCAAUACUCGUGUUUUUAAAAUAUCAGUUCAUAUCUCCUCCACUUUAAGAAGCUAAUGAGUGGAUAGGAUGCAUUGUGGACACGCUCCAACAGUGCUUUGAGUGGCCACAAUGCAUUGUGGGUGGCCACGCAUUUUGUUGUAGAAUUUCUUCAUUUGCUCUUUUAAUGUUCCCGUUUUUGUUAGGCUGGCAUUAUUGUACUUAAUUCGAGAGUUUUUUGGAUUUGGGAAAACUUUUGUGGUGGUUUGUUUGUACAUUUUGCUACCGAGGCUUUGACACCGUGGGUAAGACUACAAGCUUAGGUUUUUUAUUACUCGGCUUCGCUUAUCGUGUUGAAUAAUGCUGCAACUCGACGUUAAAAUUAUAACUGUGAUACAAUAAUUACUGUACCUUACAAUUUUAUAAUCGCGGCCGUUUAACAUCGCAUAUCGCAAUUAAAUCGUAUAUUGACACAUCCUACUGAGUCAUGAAAUCUCCAGCUUUGUGUAAAUUUUUUUUGCACAGAGAAACUGUUCAGUGUGAGCAGAUUAGAGUUCAGACAGAGAGAGUGAUGGACAUUUUAGAUUUUGGAUCCAGGGUGUUUACUAACCUUCUGAAUCCUUCGUUGUUGACCACAGAAAUGUCUAUAGGUCUUUGAGAAUAUAUUUAGAGGUGCAUCUUUUGAUCUUCCUUCAGAGUUUUCUGGUCUGGCUGAUUUUAUUUUUAGGGGCUCGUUUGAAGUUUUCUACAAAGACCUGCAUGUGGUGCCAUCCUAUAGCCUCACUUCCAGAAAUGCCUGGUGACUUAUCAUGGUUGUAAAUCAAUUUUCCUCUACCAUGAUGAGUGUGGAUCUGUUUAUAGAACAUCUGCUAACCUAGAUAAUGAUGACUCUCUCUGUGUUGACGUUUUGAUCCAUGGACAUCUUAUAGAUUUUUAACUGUCUCUGAGCUCACAGAAGCUUUUAUGCACUCUUAAAAGACACCCAGAUUCUCAGUCUUGAUUGUGCAUCAAUGUGUGUGUUUUAUGGUUUUGAAAAUAUGUGUGACAGGGUCAAAAGUGUGGGUCCACUUACCCAUACCUAGCGCCGGCUGUUUACUGAUUUCAAAGAAAAUUCAUGUCAAGAUUGGGCACACAUCUGUAUGUAAAUGAAGAAAAAUAGCUCAUCAAGUCUGAUAAUUGGAUUCAGCAUGUAUUAUUCCAGCAAAAACAUCAAAUUUUGUGCACUUACGCUGAUACAAGACUGGGAAGUCCUCAAGGUAAGUCUCCAAAAUGAAGGAUAAUCUAAUAAUCAGGGUUCAGUAAUUAAUGGGGGUCAAUGCUGUUAUUGUUGGGUUUACAAUAUCAGCUGCAAGAAUGUAACACUGCAUCGUGGCUUACUUGAAAAUCUACUUGGACUGUGAGACCAGCAGUUUACAGGAUGCAAACUCUCCAGGAGCUUUUCUAUCCCACAGAGAAAAUCAGAGGCUGUCUGGAUCUGAUCCCUCAGAAAUGAAGGUAAUUGUUGAUCAUUUUGGGGUGAAUUAAAUUGAGGCUAAUAUCUUCUUUUGGACUGUCGAACUAUCAGAAGCUUUAUCUGUGAUCACCUAACCUGGAAUGGUCCAAUGAGAGGCCAGCGUAGCGCUGUUUAAAGUCAGCCGUCCUAUCAGAACUGAGCAUUCACCUUUGUCAUGAGUGAAUAAAUUCAAAGCAGUCACAGGUGUUGAGAUGCACGAGAGAUAAUAUGUGUGCAUGUAUGUGUGUUUGUGUUAAUGUGUGUAAAUGUGUGUAGAUGUGAAUGAGUGCCUCCAGCCGGGGUUGUGUGAGAACGGGCUCUGUGUGAACACCAGAGGGAGCUAUAGCUGUGUGUGUAGGCCGGGGUUUAUCCUCGAUGCUUCACACGGAAUCUGCAUCUGUGAGUAACACACACACACACACACGCACACAACCGCCGGCAUGGGAAUGAACUGAGGAAUAACACAGACGCUGAUUCAAGGCUUCUGGAUCCAUCUGAGCUCAAAGUGUCUAAAUAACCACCUCAGUGUGAUGAAAGUAUGAGCAGUGACGUUUAGUGAACAGGCAGUUAUGCAAAUUGCAUUACCAACUUAAAAUUUAAGUCUUUUUCGCCCUCUCAGGAUUCUGUUUUGCAUAAUCUUCUUUUACUGAACAUUGAGGCUGCUGGAGAAAAUUUUAGGGUUUAAAUAUAGUUCAAACAUUGACAAACUCAUUGAUAUUUAAAAGCUGAAAUUAGUACUGGAGCAAGAAUUGGUGUCCUUUUAAACUCAGAGUCAGGCCCUCUGUCUUCUUCACAUUGUUCAAAAAUAAAGUCAAAAUCAGCAGAAAAUCCUCAGAGUCAGAGAGUUCAUGAACUUAAAUCCUCCUUCAGUGACUGUUGGUCUGUGUCCUUCUUUGUCUGUAGUCACUGAGUGUUGUUGUUCGGUCGCUGCUCUGUGGGUUCAUUGUUUUGAUCAGAGGAACUCUUUGUUCUGCUAAAAUGAUUCAAAUCUGACGGACGUUUGGUGCUCAGAUGGGUCAGUGAAGCCUGAUCAGUGCUCUGCUUAUUCUAAAUGGCAUUCACGGAAGAGGAGAACUAAGAGGAAGAGGAGAAUUGCUGGAUGCUGGUAACUAUGACAAUGUUCUAAUCAAAGCUGAUUAAUUAAGCUUGAACUUGUCUCCCUGCUGCUGCAAAGCUGGCUGGAAAUGCUCAUAGACCUGUGUGUAUGCUGUGUGUGUAUUUGUUUGUAUGAUGUGUGUGUUUUUAUGUGUAAAGGCUUUAUGGUCAUUGGUGUGGCCCUGUGUUCUAGCUGCUUUUGCAGUGUGUUCUCUUUCUUUGUUUAUAAAGCAGCCUCUAAAAAAAUGCCAAAAAAACAGUUUUCUUGAUGAGAGAGAGAGACUCUCAGUGUUUCUUUGGAUUAUCAGUUGACAAAAAGUUCUGUUAAAUAUUAAUUUCCAACAGGUUAGUAACAUGAUAGGAUAUAAAAAGGACAUUCAGAGAGGCUGAGUCUCUCAGAAAGAAAGAUAAGAAGAGGUUCAUCACUCUGUGAGAGACUGGGUGAGCUAAUAGUUCACCAGUUUUAGAAUAAAGUUCCUAAGUGUCAAAUAUGAAAAAAUGAGUAGAUUUAAUCAUCUACAGAACAUCAUAUUAAAAGAUUCAGAAAAUCUGAAGAAAUCUCUGUACUAAAGGGACAAGGACCAAAACCAAGACUGGAUAGUUCUGAUCUUCAGGCCUCAGGCAGCACUGCAUCGAAAACAAACAGGACUCUGGAAUGGAAAUAGCAUCUGCUGCCAUCCAGACAAAGACUUUUUCAGAGAAGACCUUCAUAUUUCUCCAAGACAAUGACAAACCACAUUCUGACUACAGGGAUUACAACAACAUGGCUCUGUAGUAGAAGAGUCCUGCUAAUAAACUGGCCUUACUGAAGUCCUGACUUGUCCCCCAAUGAAAACAUUUGGAGCAUUAUGACACCAAAAACAGGACAAAGGAGACCCUGAACUGUUCUCUACCAGGCAAGAAUGGACAACAAUUCACUUCCAGACUCCAGAAAUGGGUCUGUUGGGUUUACUAACAUCCACAAAAGGUUGGGGAAAGAAGAGCUGUGGACACUCAAUGGUGAACAAGCCCAUGUGCAAACUUUUUUGUAUUUGGAAGCAAAUUUCCAAAUUCCAGAUUUCCAAAUAUGAAGGUCUAAUAUGAUCUCUGAUCCAUGAUCCUGAUGGACACCUUAGAUUUUUCUUCCUCCACGCACUUUCUGUUAGGGGCCACAUAAAAAAAGCUCUGCUCCUAUUUGUCUAAUUUCUUCUGCUGCUUCUGUCCAAGAAAAGUCCAGAACAAGUUAGGCUGUGCUAUCAGAGCAUGCUUGAUUUAUGUGAAGUCCUCGUCAAAGCUGUCAUGUUUGAACAGCAUGUUUCUGAUUCUGCAUGCAGGGCUCUGCUGCUGCCUCUGCUUUAAGUCUGUCUGAACUCCUCACUUACUCCAGGAUGUGUUUGAAACUUGUCUCUGUCCUCCUUUGUGCCCCCCCCUCCCCAGCCCAGAAAGUGAUCUCAGAGGAGAAGGGUCAGUGUUAUCGGGUUCUGGGCCAGGGUCAGGGUCCAUCGUCCUGCUCCCUGCCCAUCCUCAGGAACAUCACCAAACAGAUCUGCUGCUGCAGCCGGGUCGGAAAAGCCUGGGGACCUGACUGCCAGAGGUGUCCCUACUUUGGUUCAGGUUGGUUACCAGGGACUGGUGCAGAUAAAUAUGCUCUGGUGUUUUCAGUGUGCAGUGCUUUGGUAGUCAGCCAUGUUCAGGCCUACUGGUUCUGUGUCUUAGUGCUAGAUGAUGCAGUAUAACCACAUAAUUCAAAAGACUGCCCUGCCUUUAUGUCCCCUCCUCCAGUGGCCUUUAAGGAGAUCUGUCCAGCUGGUCCUGGUUACCACUACUCAGCCACAGCUCUGCAGUUCAACCAGAGAGUCAACGAGCAGCUGGGGAGCCGAGGAGCAUCACUGGUUGACAACCAAGAAAACCAGGGUACCUAAUUUACAUCAUUUUAGAGUUUACUGCACACAGUCUCCUCUGGACCAGUCUAACAGCUCUCACACACGGCAAAAUAGCCAAAAAGAAACAUGUUCAGUGAAAUAUCUGAUACUUUGAUUAAAAAUCUUUUCAGAUUUCAUUAAGUUAAUGAAGAACUACAGUCAUCAACCAACCUACAGUUCUGUCCAAACCUCAAUCCAGCUCUCCUCCCAUCAGGUCCUGUUUCUGGUUCCAGUACCAGCGUAGCCUCCAGAUCUCCUCAGACACCCUCCUCUUCUGGGGUGACAGCUCCCGGGUCUGGCACCUCACUGAGUUCUACUUCAGGUGUCAGAACAGCUGGUUCCAGCAGUACUUACAUCAGACCCAGUCCACCUCAACCCCAACCACAGCCACCACAGCUAGGUGACUCCUCAAGGGUCGUUCAGUCUGGCAGCACCAACACUUUGACCACUCAGGACAAACCCCACACUCCAGACAGAACUGGGACCCAGCAGAGUCGACCAGACGUUUCCACAUCCAUCACAAUACAACAGCGACCACAGCCUCCAUCAACAGGAAGUCAAGGUAACAGGGGGUCUGAAAAGUAAUACUGCUGUGUUAAACCACAGUUUGUCUGUGACUCUGAUCUGAUAUGUUGUAGUGAUUCAGUACGAUAUAUUUUAUGCACUUCUCAGCAGGCAGUCGCUCCUCUCUGUCCUGGCCUGAUCAGACUGCAGCUCGAGGAGACUUUCUUCCAGCUCCGGCACCACCACAGAGCCCGGAUGGUGGAUCCAGGCCCAGUGGAGGUCUGCCUCCUCUGCAGGGUAGACCAUCUAUAACCACAACCACGACCCGCCCAGCCAGAGUACAGAGUGAGUACCCUCAGAUCAGAGAGGAAGUGUGCUUCAACCUCUGUUUGUAUCAGUAUCUGAGGAUCAAUCCGUCUCUGUGAUUAAAUUUGGUUUAAAAAUUAAUUAAAAAGUCUGUUACGGAACAACAGAUCACUUCAGGUUACAUAAUUGUCUACCCAACAAAUGAAUAUAUAAAUUAAAUUAUAAAUACAUUUUUCCAUAAAUAAAACUAUUAAUAAAGAGAAUAAUGGCUCCUGAAUUUAUUUCAAUUUAAUCUGAGGAUUGACCUGCACAGAAUUCAGAUUCUUAUCUCAGAAUGUUAACUCUUAUUACAGUAUUUCAGCUUUUUUAUCUUAGAAUUCAAAGUUUAUGACAAUAAUCUGACUUUUAUCUCAGAAUUUUAACUUUUAUCUCAGAAUUCCAUCUUUAAUCCCAGUAUUUUAAGCACUAUCUCAGAAUUUAAGUUCUAUCUUAUUAUUUCAAUUUUUAAUAUUAUCUUAGGGUUCUGGCACUCAUCCCAGAAUUCUUACUUUCAGAAUAAAAAAAAACAGACUCCUUUGGCGCUGCUGGUUUUAGCCUGCCCCAUAGACUUAAUCAUUCAAAAACAAAUCUCUCACAGUAAUUGUGUUAUUUAAGAAGGGAAUCAUCCUGGGACGCUUAAAUCACAGUAUGUGAUGUUUGUUUCAAACUCUGGGCCUCUGGCACGCUGUGAAUACUGUCUUAUAAUUUUAUUUGGACAUAGAGAGACUCUGAGGAGGGCUGCAUCUGUGUUCAGUUAGAUGAGACAUACCAAACACGCACGCACGCACGCACGCACGCACACACACACACAUUUUCUUACUUUUGCACCUGAAUUUAAUACCAGCUGAAAUCUGUCUCUAAGAAUUGAACUUCUCCUAUAAGUAUUAGUGAUAUCUAGACAGAGAAGGACGUCUGAGGAAGAUUUUACAUCAAAGAUUAAAAUUGAUCUAAAACGCAACUUUAUGUCUUUUGAUCUGAUUUACAGUCUGAACCAAUAAAAACUAAAUCACAGCAACACUGGAGAUAAUAAUGUCAUCUGUAACCGAUUACAUGGAGACCAACAAAGGAUUCUUGUGUGUUUGUUUGCAGCUCUGAGGGGUGUUUGUGAGAGCAGACCAGGUGUGUGUGGGCGUGGCCGCUGUGUGGAUCAGCCAGGAGGGAAACACAUCUGUGUGUGUGAUCAGGGAUACCAGCCCAACUCUCAGCGCACGUUCUGCCAAGGUGACAAAAACCUCAGGCUGUCUGUGCUUUAUAGUCACCUCUGAACACAAUGUUUUCAUGCAUACAAACAGACUGCAGUGUUUAGAUAUCAGACUGAAUUUUUGAGGAUUUGUUUUACAAUUAUGGGUAACCAUAUGAUUUUCAUAGCUUUCUUUCAUAUUUACAAACCAUUUUUCAGUUGUUUCACUGUUGUCCUCCUCUACGGUGGAGAAUAAGGGCCACAAAGAAGAAAAAUUUAAGAUUUCAAGAAUAAAAUUGUUCUGUUCCAAGAUAAAAUAAUGAUAAAAUAAAGUUGUGAUAAUCCAAAAAGUAUUAGGUGGGAGUGAAGUCAGAAUUUCAUGUGAAUUCAGACUUUAUUUCAUGAUAUUUAGGUAAUCAAAUUGUGAUAAUAAAGUAAUGGUCAAGUCAUACAAAAUUUUAAUGCAGUGUACUUUAAGAUUGUGUUAAUGCAGAAUAUUUUCAUUCAGUUUACAAGUAAUUUCUCUUCAUUAUAAUUUUUAUGUGGUUUAUUUGACACCAAUUCCCCACAGUUUUUUGCACUUUAAGAUACAAGAUCAAUUUUUCGAUAUUUUUCCGAUAUUUUGUUAAAUUUCUCAGUAAAUAGAUCUUAUGCCAAGUAUGUUUUUUUCUUUUUAUAUUCUCAAAAUAAUUUCUUUUAAAAAAUUUCUUCUAAAAAUUAAACUAUUUUAAAAGAGCUCAUAAAAAACAAUAUGGUAAAAUAUGGUACAAAAAUUUUAUUUAUUUAUUUAUUUUUUGGUGUGUGUGUGUGUGUGUGUGUGUGUGUGUGUGUGUGUGUGUGUGUGUGUAGAUGUGAAUGAGUGUGUGCAGUCUCCAGUUGUGUGUCCAGUAGGACAGUGUUUUAACACUAUGGGAAGCUACAGGUGUGUGUGUCCAUCUGGGUACAAGAGCAACAGUCAGCAGACCAGUUGUCAAGGUAAUGUGCACUUGCUGUUUGUUGUCCUCUGUACAUUCAGGAUGUUUAAGCUACAAACAAACAAACAAACACACAAAAAAUAAUCAAGCAAACAUAAUUUUUUUUUAUUAAUUAAUUAAGUUUCGGUCUGUGAAAUCCUCAGACAUUGACGAGUGCCAACAGAACCCUUGUAGGAAUGGGCGCUGUGAAAACACACUUGGUAGCUACAGGUGUGUCUGUCGCCUUGGUUACAGGAGCAGUGGCAAUACCUGCACAGGUAAAGAUGCAUGAUGGCACAUCAACUCAAAGAAACUUUGUUAGUGUAAAAUAUUCAAACAAUUUAUUAUAGAUAAUUUGUUGCGACAUGAACACAUUCAGAGAGUUGAAAACGAUUCAGCAGGUAGAGUGUGUGAGGUGUGUGUGUGUCUGUGUCUGUGCCUGUGUCUGUGUAUGUGUGUGUGUGAUGACACAUGUGUAAUGAUGUGUGUGUGUUUUAGAUGUGGAUGAGUGUGAAGACGCCCUGCAGUGUCCGGGUCAGGAGUGUAUCAACAGUCAGGGUUCGUACCGCUGUGUUUCCUGUCAGCCUGGAUAUGGGCUGCUCAACAGACUCUGUACAGGUAACUCACCUGCAUCAGCUGUUUCAACCACAUACCAGCUGCUUGGCUAGCUAGCUGCUCCUGAAUAUUUUAGACAGACUAGAGCACAUAUUUGGUUUUCUGAGAGUAUUCAGCAUUAAAUAUCUGUUAAACAGGGCUCCACUCAGUCUUUUUUUAUGUUGCUUUGAUGUUUGCAGACAUUGAUGAGUGUCGCCAGGCUCCCUGCUCCAACGGUCGCUGUGAAAACACACCUGGAAGCUACCGCUGUAUCUGUCGCCAUGGUUACAAGCUCCAAAACAACACUUGUAUAGGUAAAUUGGAGGCAGCAGCAGCUAACCUCCAAGGCUUCCCCCAUUCUUUAUGUAAAGUUAGGCUAACUACCCACAGGUUUAGAGAAAGACAGAGAAGAGACAGUGUUUCCAAAAUCUGAAUACUUUUUGUGUGUGUUCGUGUGUGUUUUUGUGUGUCUCAGAUGUGGACGAGUGCGCAGAGCUGUCUCAGUGUCCGGGUCAGAUGUGUAUGAACACUGCAGGAUCGUACCGCUGUAUGUCUUGUCGACCUGGAUACAAACUCACCAACAGGCAUUGCACAGGUACAAACACCGUGCCAUAAAACCGUGCCAUAAAACACACACAGUCUCACACACACACACACCAUCUCUUUGUCUGCAGAUAUAAAUGAGUGUGAGGACAGCAGGUCUUGCCCUGGCCAGCGCUGUGUGAACACUGAAGGGUCGUACAGCUGUGUGGACUGUCAGCAGGGAUACCACAGUGUGAACGGGCUGUGUACAGGUAAACACACAUACACACAGGAACAUUGUGUUGAGUGUGAAGUCCCCUCAUACUGUUUUUUGUCAGAGUAAAAAUAGUUGAACAGGUUGUUGUGUGUGUUUCAGACGUGGAUGAGUGUGAGCAGGCCUCUCAGUGUCCCGGGCAGAGGUGUGUGAACACACAGGGAUCGUACCGCUGUGUGUCCUGUCAGCCCGGAUACAGCAGCAAGAACGGCUCCUGCCAAGGUGGCACACAAACACACACUUACACACACACACACUCACAUGGUUGAAACACGUGCAAAUCAGCAGUCUGCAGCGUGAGCUGAUGUUUGGCUAAAAACCCAAAUAAAAAUGAGAAUUAUAACUGCUUUGAUGUUUUAAGACCUAACUCUGAUUUUGCUGCAUGACAAAGACAAAACAAUGAAUACCUGUGCAGUCAUCAUUAUCCUCGUCAUCAUCAUCAUCCUCUCUCUCUUUUUAUCGCUCCUGCAGACGUAGAUGAGUGCGCGAGUGCUGGGGCGUGUGAGGCUGGACGAGUGUGUGUUAACACUAUCGGCUCGUUCAGGUGUGAUUGUGCACCUGGGUAUCGAACCUCUGGGCUGGGGAGACAGUGCAGAGGUGAGUUUAAAGCCUGACAGGAACAUGAAUGAUUAAUAACCUCCUCUAGUCUUUACAAUGAGUGAAGCCUCUUCUACUCUUUGAUGUCUCUGUGUCUCUGUGGCAGUGUGUUGAAUUUAUGGUGCGAUUGAUUCCUCAGACAUCAACGAGUGUUUGGAGGGAGAUUUCUGUUUCCCUAAAGGAGAGUGUAUGAACUUACCAGGAUCCUACGCAUGUGUGUGCUCUCAGGGAUACACACUGAGCAGCAACAAAACUGCCUGCCUAGGUGAGUGCUAGCAGAUGUUUAGAUCUUACUGUACUGUCAGUAUUGAGAUGUGCAUUUUUUUUUCAUCCAAUGUGUAUUACUGUGGUUGACUGUGCAGGAAGUUGAACAAAAAUAAAGACAACACUCUCCUCCCUAUCUGAAGCGGUCAGUCAUCAUGUCACAGCUCUUCUCUUUUCAGACACUCACUGGUUAAAGAUCACGUGUUUCUCCAGUUUGCUAUAAUUCUUUAAAAUAACCAGAAAUCAGAAAAUUGAGCACAUUUUUUCUUCAGUUGCUGGUUUUGUCUUCAAAUCCCUUUUUCACAUGUUCAAUUAGAGGCAGAAACCCUGAAGGCUUUAAGAGUCACUGGCUGUGGUGAAUACUCCAGGUUCUGUAUGUUGGAGUGUCUGCAGACAGAUGUGUCAGUGUUCAUUUAGUUUACGCAGCUCACAGCUCCGCGUUGGCCCUCUCUGGUCCUGGUGUUAGCCAUGAUGUAAUGGUGAAAUCAUCUUGGCCCAUGUUUGCUGAAUGAACAGGCCUAGGUGUGUAUUUCUCAUGCAGUGACAUCCUUUGUUUCCAUCUGUCUUUAGACGUGGAUGAGUGUGUCAGACCAGGUGUGUGUGUGGACGGUCGCUGUGUGAACACUGAAGGCUCCUUCCAGUGCCAGUGUAAAAGCGGUUUCACCACCAACCCUGAAAAGACGGCCUGCCUUGGUAAACACACACACACACACACACACACACACACACACACACACACACACACACACACACACACACACAAGUCUAGUCGAGUCCAUCAUCUCAUCGGUUUUCUCCCUCAGAUAUUGAUGAGUGCGUCUCGUCCAGUGGGUCAGUGUGCGGGUCAAAGCGAUGUGAGAAUACGAUUGGUUCAUACCGCUGCAUCACUUCCUGUGACCGUGGCUUCAGCGUGUCAGCGACUGGCGUGUGUGAAGGUGUGUUACAAACCUUCAUUUUAAAUACAGGCAGAGAUUUCUGACAAGAGAUCAUUUAAAGGUGGGGUAGGCAGGAUUCUGUUAAAGAAGCAUCUUUUUUUGUGGUGUAUAUACAAAAAAGCUUUAAAUAUCAGUCAAUAGCUAUUAGUAAUUGAUGACAUUUGGGAAUAUAACGAUAUUGCUGUGUUUUGUUAUGUCUGUGUGGUCAACAUUUUAAAUUUAUUGAUAGGCCCGCUUUUUCUGACUGUAAACAAAGCCAUUCUUGGCCUCCCCCAACCUGAUUGUUGUGAGGCAGACACUGCUUCCCCGUGUCGUUCAUGAGCCAAAAUAAAGUUAGCAUGCUACAAUAUCGGACAAUAGAAACCAACCAGAGAGUACACACAAUUGUCAGAAUCCUCCUUUGGCCACGACUGCCGACACAAGCAAGAAAACAAAGUAAAUACCGGAGACUCUGGCAGAAUAACGGGCGCUUAAAACGGAGGUAGACCGGGCAAGAGAGAAGCUGGGUCAACAUCAGUGAAGCUAGCAUAAACGAUGGGAAUUCCAGCAGUAUGUCACUUUCUGCUGGUUGUAGAAGUCCUGCAAACAUUGUGUUUGCUGGUGGUCUGUUGGCAUCUACAGCAGCACCAAUGCUGUUUACGUUCACGUUGACUGGGCCCCAUUUGUAAAUAUCUUGAGUAUUUAUCUGUAUUAUAUCUGUAUUAAAUUAAAACGUUAUGAGCGAGCAGGAGCGUCUGUUUGUGGGCGGGGCUUGCUGGAGCAGAGAGGGAAGGGAGAGGAGGAGCUGAGGGGAAAACUGGUUGAGAGGGGUAGUGUUUACAUUCAAGAUUUCGCCCAAAAACUGGCAUUUCCUCAGAUCCUGCCUACCCCACCUUUAAUGAAACCUUCAGAUAAAAAGUGAAAACUCUGAAACUGAACUUUUCCUGCCUUACAGUUAAUUUAGGACCUUUUUCAGGAACAGAAACACCAUUAGACUGAACCUUUCUCUCUUCUCUCUCAGACAUUGAUGAAUGUGCCAAUAGGACAGUUUGUGGGGAUCAUGCCAUCUGUCAGAAUGUCAUAGGAACAUACCUGUGUGUGUGUAAUGACGGUUACACCUCCAGUGCAGGAGGAAAGGCCUGUUCAGGUAUGUGACGCUUCCACCACCACGUUCAACACCUGUGUGUAUUACAGUCAAUAUGGAGCAGUAUAUCACAAACUUUUCUCUCUCUCUCUUAGACCUGGACGAGUGUGAAUCUCUGGCCGGUGUGUGCGGCUCUGCUCGCUGUGAGAACGUGGAGGGAUCCUACACAUGUAUAUGUGACCAACAGGGAUAUAAGUUUGACGCCACUAGCAGGAGGUGCAUCAACACAGAGGCAGCAGGUACAGCUCAUGUUUCAUAAUGAAGAACCUAUGAAUUUAUCAUGAAGGAUCUUCGAAAACUCUUCGUUUGGCUCUCUGCUGAACUUUUCUGUAGUCACGCCAUUUUUCCCUCAAGCCUUCAAUGAAGCAUCACGUAAAAAAAAAAAAAAGAUUUCUGUCAAAUAACUUAUGACCUGAUGAAAGACCAAGUUUUCUGUCUCCAAAACACAGAAUUAAAAUAAAAUGAUAGCAGGAGGAGAGCAGCCACAGGGAUUACUGUGAAUGAGCAGACUUAUUAAAUCUUAAUAACAAAGUCUGAGAAUAAAAAUUAGAAUUUAGUUCCAAAAUUACAAAUAAUAAGCAAAGAAAUGGGUUUGUAGAUGAAGAUUGACAGUCCUAAUAAAUAUGUGUGUGUGCUUGUGCGUGCGUGCAUGCAUGUGUGCGUGCGUGUGUGUGUGUGUGUGUGUGUGUGUGUGCAUCUGCAGCUUUGGCCUCCCUGUUUUAGAGCUGAUGUAAUGGUGACUUCAUCUUUGGCCCUUAGUCACAACACCAUGUAUGAGUGUGAGUAAGUGUUUUAUAAGUAAUCACUCUCUCUCGCUCUCCUCCUCUCUCUCUUUCUAGAUGUAAACGAGUGUGUGAGGUCAGGUGUUUGCUUUGGCGGUCGCUGUGUGAACGUCGAUGGCUCCAUUCAGUGUCAGUGUCAAACCGGCUUCACCAGCAGCCCGGAGAGGACUGCCUGUGUCGGUAAAACACACACUCAUUCCCUCACACGCUUACACACAUUUUUAUUCCCAAAACAGUCACAUUUAGCCUUUUUUGUCCUCCGCCUCCUUCAGAUAUUGAUGAGUGCGCCCUGCCUGGUCGGUCAGUGUGCGGGUCGAGGCAGUGUGAGAAUACGAUUGGUUCGUACCACUGCAUCACUUCCUGUGAGCCGGGCUACAAGGUGACAGAGACCGGCAGGUGUGAAGGUGAGUUUAAGAGCAGAUUUCAAGCCUGUAAACCUACAAACCAUGUCUUUAUUUAUUCUUAUAUCAGAGCUGAGAGUUGUCGGUCAUAUAUGAAACCUCUUGAGAAUAAAAUAAACAGAUUCAAACUCUUGACUUGACUCAGAUUUUGAAGGAACAGUUCUGAGUGUGAAGGUUCUCCUGAAUUUCACUUUGACGUGAACUAUCGUGACCCCUCUCUCCCUCUACUCUCUCCUUUCGUCUCUCUCCUCUGUCCCCUCUCUCCUCCCCUCUCUCCCUCUACACUCUCCUUUCGCCUCUCUCCUCUGUCUUUUCUCCUCUGUCCCCUGUCUCCUUUCUCCUCUGUACUCUGCCCUCUCUCCUCUGUCCCUUCUGCUCUCUCCUUCCCCUCUUUUUUCUCUCCUCUCUCUUAGACAUUAACGAAUGUGUCAAUAAGACGGUGUGUGGGGAACACGCCUUCUGCCAGAACCUGUUGGGAACCUUCCAGUGUGUGUGUGACCAGGGCUUCAUCUCCACGGCUGAUGGGAAGGCCUGCUUGGGUACGAGUCUGUCUCUCAUAUGACUUAAUAAGCUACUGAGCCAAUCUCUCAAUUUAAAAACUGUAAGUUAAUAGUGAAGCUUCGCAAACCUCCAUGUCCACUUGUUCAUUUGGGCUGCAGGCUCCGGGCUCCAUGGUAGAUUUGGAAGUGUGUGGAAAAUGUGCAGUUAAGAUAAUAAAUCUGAUAUAGCUGCAGUGCUCUUGUUCCUAAAAGCAAAGUGCAGUCAUUCAUGUGAAGGUCCUGACUCUCUCUUUUUCAGAUGUGGACGAGUGUGAGUCUCUGGCCGGUGUGUGUGGCUCAGCUCGCUGUGAGAAUGUGGAGGGAUCCUUCAUGUGCGAAUGUGACCGACAGGGAUACGAGUUUGACACCAACAGCAGGAGGUGCAUCAACACAGCAGGAGCAGGUACAGCAUGGAGGUGUUAUUCUUUCAGUUUAAGGAUCAGGCAUAGACUGUAUAUACUUUGGACAACUUGGUUCCGCCUUCUGUCAUUAUAUGGAUUUAAAGCCGAAAAGCUCUCGGUAUUUCCGUUUUUUUCUCCACUUCCUGAAACCAAAAUUGCAGAAUAGCAUUGCACGCAUUCGGCGGGAGAGUCGCCGAGAGUGGGUGUGAUGACGCUCGGUUCAAACAGCAUAUCCCCAGGGUGAGCUACGCAAUCUUCGUAUGCCCAUAGGCUGUAUCAAGUGUCAAUCAUAGACAACAUGAACCCCCUAAUAACUUGAACGCAAACCAGUUUUAUAGUAACUACAUGUCAACAUCGCAAGCAAGGGGGGAGAAAAAUUUACAGUCUGUGUAAUUAAUUUCUAGUUUGUCCACAGCUCCAUAGAGAUUGCUUGAGAAGGCGGGAAUUAUGACAUAUACUGCAGCCCGUCACCAGAGGGUGCUGUUCUCGGAGUGGCUUCACCCAGCAAGGGGGCAGAUGGUGCCCAUUCAAUAUACAGUCGAUGGGAUCGGGCCUUUAAAAAUCUUUGUUCUGCAGACACUGCAGUGUUGGGUUGAAGCUGCAUGUUAAUAGGACUCUCUGACCCUUAAAGUUAAAGUUUGAAAAGCAGAAAUUGUCCCAUCACACUUUAGGAGAUUCAUGCAAGCAAGAAUGCAGAUUUUUGUACGAAAACUCAGUUUUUGCAGCGGCAAUGUUUAGAGAAUAAAUCCUGGAGGUCAACUGUCAAGAGGUUUUUGUUUAGGAUCUUUUUGGCUGCUGAAAAAGGAAUUUUUCUCUCUUCUUAAUCUUAAAACAUUCUGAUCAUCCAAACCAACCAAAGAGAAACCUCUGCAUUUCUACUCAGCAGGGAUAGUCCCUGGCUUCCCCAUCACCUCCUCUUCUUCUUCAUCUUCCUCCUCCUCUGGCUCUGGGAACGUGGUGGACUUGUCCCCCGGUCUGCCCCCCCUCCCCCCAGCUCGUCCAGGUGAGAUGAGGGAGUGUUACUACAACCUGGCCGAGCGAGGAACUUGCAGCCUGCUGGCCACCAACACCACCCAGCAGGAGUGCUGCUGCACAGUGGGGGAGGGGUGGGGGCUGGGCUGUCAGUACCACACCUGCCCUGUUGUGAACACAGGUGAGACAUCAGGCACAAAGACAGUAUGUCCAGUGAUUGACCUUUUCACCCUCUGCUUGUUAUCAAAGGAGCUUUCUCUCUUUGUGUCCACACAGCUGAGUAUCUGUCUCUGUGUCCCAGCGGGAGAGGAUACGUCACUGCAGGACCUGGAGCCUUCAGCUACAGAGGUACACAGACACACUGUAUACAAGCUGCAUUACAACUUUCCCUUUUAGCCGACUUUCACCACCUUUACACCAAAUUUCUGCCGCGGUAAAACUUUCUUCUCUUGGAAAAAAAACUCUCUGAAUUUGUUUGAACUAUUCUUUAAACGAUGUGUCAAUAAUCAAACUCAAACCUGAACACACACCUGAAUCUUCCAGACGUGGACGAGUGUAAACGUUUCCAUCCUGAGGUGUGCAAGAACGGCGUGUGUGUCAACAACAUCCCAGGAUACAACUGCUACUGCUCCAGUGGAUACGUUUACAACAGCACGCUGCUGGAGUGUGUCGGUACGUAUGACAUGCACACUCACACACACACUAGUGAGACAGCAGCAGAGAGUUUACCUGAAACUUUUAUGUCUCCAUCUGUGUGCGUGUGUAACAGAUCACGAUGAGUGUGAGGAGGAGAGCUGUGUUGGAGGAGUUUGUGUCAACACGGUUGGUUCGUAUUAUUGCAGCUGCCCUCCUCCCCUGGUGCUUGACGACACUCAACGAAACUGUGUCAACUCCUCCCACCUCACUAUAGGUGAGACACUUGUCCUCACCCUCAGUAUUCCCCUGACCUCACAUUAGUUCUUUCUCUGCCUUCAUCUCUGAAGUUUUCUUCUUUGCUUCAUGUAGACCAUCAUUAGACCUAUCAUUCAGCUGUGGUCUUGAACAGGUACUCUCUCUCCUUGUUUCUCCUCCAGAUGAGAACCUGUCUGUGUGCUGGCAGCAUGUCACCGCAGACCUGGUCUGUCAGAGUCCUCUGUUGGGAGCUCAGGUCACCUUCAUGGACUGCUGCUGUCUGUACGGAGAGGGCUGGGGGAUGGAGUGUGCCCUCUGCCCCUCCCCUGACUCAGGUACACAAACCUGACAGGCCACGCUUUACUGUAGAGUGGUACCUGCAUGUCUCCAGAAACUUUAUACACAGUUAGAUGUAAAAGUCUGCUCUGUUGUUCUCACAGAGGACUACGCCAGUCUGUGCAGCUCGUUUGUUCCUUUGUUCCCUGAGAGUUAUCCAGACUCACCUGGACCUGAAACUGGAGUGAGACCAGGACCUGGAAGAGGACAAGGUGGAGGAGGUGAGAUUUUAUCAUUUCAAGUUCAUUUCAGUUCUUGUUGGAUUUUUGCUUUCAGCUCUUAUCUUUUUACAAGUGUUAAACUCCUCUCAUCUUCUUUCUCUCUUAUUAAAACCUCUUUCCUUGCAUCCUCUCCUUGCUUCAUCUUCUCCUUUCCUUUGUCUUCUUCUCUUGUAUCCUUGUCUGAUUUCUUUUCUCUUGUCUCCAGCACUUCUCCUUGUCUCAUCUCUCCUUUCCACAUUUGAUUUUGUCUUCUUUCAACUCUCCCCUGUCUCUCCUCUUGUGCAUCUCCACUUGUUUCUUUUCCUCGUCUUCCAUUUGUCCUUUUCUAUUCUUGCUUUCUCCUUCCCUCUUCUCCUCUCUCUUCUCCUAGUCUGCUAUCAUCUUUACUCUCCUAACCUUACCUCCUACAUGUCUUACUUUUUUUAUUUUCCUCUGCUUUUCCUUUCCUUUUUUAUUUCCUUUUCUAGCCUGUCCUUUCCUUCCCUUUCUUUUUCUUUUUUCUUUUCCUUUCCUUUCCUUUCCUUUCCUUUCCUUUCCUUAAUCUUCCUCCACCUUGCUCUCCUGUUCUUCCCCUUGCCUUUCUCCUCUUAAACUCCCGUCCUUUUUUUUAUAUCCACGACUCUCCUCCUCUCCUUUCGUUUCCUCCUCACUCUUCUUCCCUCCCUUUGCCUCCCUCACUCUCAUCAUCUCUUCUUCUAGUCUCCUCAGGUCCUCCAUACUUCCCCCCUUACAGUCCUGACUCCUUCCCUCCGGCGGUGAUUCCCGGCAGAGACUUCAGUCUUCCUGAUUAUGACGAUUACUCUCCAGCAGGGGGCAGCAGGUCCGGCUUCAGGGGGAGGACAUCAUCUUCCUUCAGCCCAGAUGGCUCUUUUGGUCGGCCUGAGUACAGGUGUGGACAGAGUUCACAGCCCAUGAUUUUUUUUUCCUGUGUGGUCUUAAAAGGACAGAUUUAUAAAGAAUUCACUUUUUUAGUCUGAGUUUCUAACACUGAAAUAUGUCAAAUAUAUUUGUCAAUGAAAACAAACAUGUUUGUAAUCCCUUUCAGUGUCAUUUUAUGUUCGUAUUAUGGAGUAUUUUAAUCAUCAACUCUCUCUGUCUGUCUGGCCAUCAGCACUGGUUAUUACCCUGAAGGAGACUUUGGCAUCGGGGACGACUCCUCACCCAGAGGUCCCCCCUUCCGCCUCCCCCCAGACCCCCGCACAGAGAGGGCAUUUGGGGCCCGCCCUCCUCCUCCAUCCCGAGCUGAUGGUGCUCCGCUCAGCCUGGCCCCACUGCCCGGAGCCCCAUACCAGGAGCAGGAGGAGGAAGAGGAGGGGGACACGUGGAGGCCAGGACCCCCUUUUCCUCCUUUUACUGACCAGAGACGAGGGGGAGGAAGAGGAGGAGGAGGAGGAGGAGGAGGAGGAGGAGGAGGAGCUCCGAGAAGGCUGUAUGAGAGUGAGUAAUGAAUAUUUCUCUGUUCCUUGUUUUAAUUUUUAAGAAUCGUCACAUCUCCCUUUCAUCUGCCAGGACGUUAUGAGUCCUACGCUGGCCUGAGCACAGCAGAGGAUUGUGGGAUAUUGCAUGGCUGUGAGAAUGGCAGGUGUAUUCGUGUCGCUGAGGGUUACACCUGUGACUGUUACCAAGGAUACGAGCUGGAUAUGACCUCAAUGACAUGUAUAGGUAUGCAGAAACACACUCUGCAACUAAUAUUUUCCACUGACACUGAAGUAACCACAGAAGCUCAUAUGUCCUGCUGUUGUAUCAGACUCUAAACUAACCACAGACAGAUGGCUGUCCUGUCCUAAUCACAGACCACUGUUUAUGUGUGUGUGUGUGUGUGUGUGUGUGUGUGUGUGUGUGUGUGUGUGUGUGUGUGUGUGUGUGUGUGUGUGUGUGUGUGUGUUUUCAGACAUAAACGAGUGCGAGGACGGUGUCAGCCUGGAAUACCCAUGUGUGAACGCUCGCUGUGUGAACACUGACGGCUCGUACCGCUGCGUCUGCAGGAGAGGAUACGUGAUGUCCCGCAGACCGAACCACUGUGUGGCAGCGUAGACUGGACCGGAUAGGACUGAACCAGGGCAGACUCGACUCAGUUUAA